UCUGAAUAUUUUAAAAAUACACAACACGCUUGUAUUCCUGGGUUUUGCCCAAGCAAUUGCUAGGGUAAUACACCGAACUACAAGUUGGCCGUUUGACGGAAUUUUGAAAGGUCCGUUCCGUGUUCGACAGGAAGAAAAAUUAUCGAUUUGAAGAAUCGAACCCAACGGAAAUAACAGAUUGAGCGGUGAAGGAAGAAUAGAAACUAAUUUCUCUGCUCGAAGCGGGUGUUUUGAGAAAUUCUUUGAGUAAUCUUCUACAUUACAAGUCUUCAAGGAUUCUAAACAAAGCUCAAGUGUGGUGACUGCGUGAAUGAUGGAGUUUUUGCAGAAGUUGAAGAUAUCAGGCGGGGUGAAUUUGAGCAACCUACGCCCUUCUCGUACGGAUAGCCAAGAGCGGACGACAAAUUUUACUUCGCCUUCGAGUCCGAAGCAUGAUUCAAAAGAAGAAGUUUCGCCUUUGCCACCGAGGGGCUCGCCUGCCGCGAAAAAGAUGAAAAUUCUGCUUGUUAUCGAUUCUCCCGACACUGAUUGGUAAGCGACAACUCAGUAUUAUGUAUAGCUGUUUUAAGAUUCCUUGAAAUUAAUCGCUGUAUAAUCUGUGUUUCGUUAUGAACAGAAUUAGAAAUCGAAGAUCAAAGAUUAAAAUUUUUAGUUGAUCUCAAUUUAAAUCACCCCAAAACGGAUUUCUAUGCUGUUCAAUGGUUCUCACUGUCUGAGUAUUUCGAACAAGGAGACAUUUUAUUUAACACUGCAAAUCCAAGGUUGUGUACGACUCAGCUUCAUGAUUGUGUACGGAAUUUGAUAAAGAUAACCUAGAAUUAUUAUCAGAAAAAAUGUAGCAUUCCGGGUGUGAAAAAUUUUCCAAGAAACAACAGGAUAAUGUAAUGCACGACUGGAACAAUAUAAAGAACCCACUAAUUUAUAUCACGCAGAAAAAAUGAAAUGCACUGUAAGAAUUUAUUUACUCUGUGUUCUGUAUUGGUUUUUUGCCUACACUAAUAGUUUUGUUGUCGUUUUAUAGGGCAAAGAUAUUUAAGGGUCGACAACUACAUGGAGGAGUUUAUGACGUUCGAGUUGAACAGGUUUGAUAAAAUCCAUAUUACCUUUUCAACAUUGAAGUUAUAAAGUACUCAAAUGAUACGCGUGCGACCACACGCGGAGAACCCAAUUUUUCCAGACACAGCGAAACUGUCGUGUUUACGUUUUAUAUUUAAUGUCGGCGCCCUCGAUGCCUUUUCCAUCUCAAUAUAUUAGGUGUUCUUGAGGUUUAAAUUCGCAGCGAUUGUUUUUAAUCCAACGGGUUGUUAAUUGACAAUAUUUUCGUGUCAGGGUUUAGCAAAUCGAACUGACAUCGCCACUCGCAUAGCGGUUGUGGUUUUCGUUUAUUUUUGAACCAAAAUAAUCAACGAAGAUGUCAUUUGCAACACUGAGUCAGAGGAAGGAAUAAGAAAACAUUACGCUGGUUGUCUUGGAGCUUUUAAUGUGAUUACUUUUGACAAUCGUACGUGAGGAGAUGGUAGAAAUUAGCAUGUUGUUCCCGCUCUUUUUGCAUUCUUAUCUACGAUGUUAAAUAUUCUCGCAUCAAGAUCUUUUUUGCUUAACCUUUACUUACAUCUUUUUAAAAAAAAGUUAUCUUGCCUUGAAUUAGGGUGUGAUUUGAUUUGAUCGGAAAACCAUUGCGAGGUUAAAAGGAAAUUUCUUCCCGUGAAAAAUUAAUAAGUCGCGCUUUUCGCACCUAUUUGCAUGUCUAAAUUUUACUGAUAUAUCGUCAUCUCUGAAAAAAUUGUGAUUGAUUCAGAGAAACUAAUGGUCUGUGGUUUUCUAAAUCUUUCAUUUUGUUUCAUUUCAUUUAUUUAUUUAUUUAUUUAUUUAUUUAUUACGCGAGUAGUCAAACAAGUGAAAAUUCUCUGCGAUAAAAGAGACCGAAUACACAGAAUAUUUCGAUUUGAAGAGAAAAUGCAAACGGGAAGAUGGCACUGAAAAAGAGGAUUUUAUUUAGAAUAGGUAUCAGCCAAUCAUGAGGAAGGAUACAUUUCCAUAUUUGGUUUCGAGCUGUGAACUCGCGCCUUCUCAAUGAGCCCCGCGUCAGCAGGGGAACUGCAUGAGUCACUUUUCCCGCCUAAAUCUUUUACGGUCAAAUUCCCCUACAAUCUUUUUGCUCCUGUUUAUCAAUUUUGUUGCAAAUAAAAUUUCGACGAUAUUUGGCCUGAAAAAAAAGCUGGCUGAAUAAACUCUUCGACGAUUCAAAAAUAAGCGGUGCUAUUUUUUGUGAUAAGACAAAGUUCUGUAGCGUUUAGAGGUUAACAUUUUUAGCUAGAAUUUGUAAUUUUAGGUUUGUAAUUUAAGAUUGAAGAAACACCGAGAUGAAAGAAUAAAAAUAAGCAAGGGUCUACUGAGAAUAAAAUUCUUUAAUACUCUUUGUUUUUGUAUUAACAGGCGCAAUUCGCAGACCUGAAUCUGGCUUCUUACUCUGACAGUGGCACAAUGGUGGAUAUCCAAGUGUACCGCGAAGGCACUGUUGUCGUCAGGUAACCACUCGUAUUUUAGAGUCAAUUUCGAUUGAGGCUUGUAAAACUGACCUCAGAUAAAGUAAUUACAAUGGCAACCAAAGCUAAGUUCACGAUAACCAAUAAAAACACAAGGUAAAAACAAUGAACGAAGCCUGGGAAAACCUGAGUGACUAUCACGUAAUCGCAGUUGGUUUUAGUUUAGCAGCUAAUUGGCUCAGUCCUGCUCCGUCUGUUUCACUUCACACUUUUCACUCUUUUAUUUUCAUUUUCUUAAAUAUUUACAAGAUAUUACUUUGACCCGCAGAUAGCAAAUGAUAAUCGAGGCGGGUAAAGUUUUACUUCAUCUGUUGAAAAUAAGAGACCGGACCAGGUUUAGGAACUUAAUUUUCACCAAUUUGUUUCCAGGUCAUUUCGCCCCGACUUCGUUCUCGUUCGACAAAGUGUGCGAGGUGUUGGACCCAAAGAAGACUAUCGCAACAUUCUCCUUGGAUUACAGUUUGGCAACGUUCCCAGCGUGAACUCGCUCACAUCGAUUUACAACUUCGCGGAGAAACCAUGGGUGGUAAGUUAACAUUAUAGAUUUAUUUUCAAUGUUCAAUUUAAUGUAAAAAAAAAAGGGAGCAGGAUUGUGCGCUUUGGGGUUGAUUUUGAACGAUCGCUUUACCCUCUUAGUUAGUAAUACUUUUUUCUGAUAAGUAGUUUAGGUAACAUCGGGUUUUCCUGUAACAAACACGCGUAAAGAUUUGUUUUUGUUUUCUUUUUAAAUGCCUACAAUCAAGCUAAACAAAUGCUUGCAGCUAUUCAUUUAAAAGUCUUUCCUCAUCAUUAAGUCUUUUUUCUCUACUCUCGUCACCAGUUCGCUCAACUAAUUCAGCUUCAGAAGAGACUGGGAAAGGAUGAAUUCCCAUUAGUCGAGCAAGCGUACUAUCCAAACUACAAGGAAAUGGUGAGUGAUACUUCUUAAAUUUUUUCAUGGUGGGAUUAAGUAGUUUUUAGUAUCAAAUGUUACGGCUUUACAAGAAAUUAUCUCAGCGACAUGGAGUGGUUUGGUAGUUGUGCAUCAAAAGUUCUUCGUUAUUUUAAUAAGUUAAAACAAUAGCAUAAACUUUUAAACUGAGUACAGUUUUAUUGCAGCGAUUGAAAUCCCCUCCUAGAAGGGGUUUGUCUUAAUACUGUAAAGCAACAACUUCUUGUCGAGUCUGUUCCUAUUUGGUUAAUAACCGUAACAAUAAGCCUGACUUAGAGACUAUUUACAAAAGCUUAGUUCUAAUUUAGAUCCAAUACAUGAUCUAUUCGUCGCUCUCUGUGUGUUUACAACUUAAAGAACUAAAUGAUGACCACUUUUUUUUUUUUUGAAAUGAAAUUUUCAAGCACUCAUGCAUUUUUUUAAAUCGGCCUUUUGAGGCGCGAUCCAUCUACAUUUUUUGCGGCCUUUCACGCAGUAAGAAUGCUUUGCUCUGCAAUUCUUCAUGCGAUCAUCACUUCCUUGUAAGUGGCAUCCUUGAAUCAAAUCUUUGCAGAGCUCUGGUCUUUCUUUGAAGCAGUACUUGUCAAUAUUACACAGGCAGUAUUUUCCAUAAAUCCUCUUGAGCCCGCGACGUUGUUGAGCAGUGGUGUCGUUCCAUAACGAGUGCCACUGGCACGAUUCUAUCGUCAACUUUUUCUUUCCUUUGUAUGGUCUUCGGUGUUGGUUCUCUACGUAGCCGAGCAGAAUGUAGAUUUUAGAAAUCUGAAGGCGUACGCCACAAGCGGCUGAGUCGAGCUCUGUUGUAACUUGGACAACGUUUUUCCUGCGUUUUCCCGUAUCACUUUGCAUCUCGGCAACGCGUUCAAUUUUCUUGCCCCCCUUGAAGGCUUUGAAGACCUUGAGGGUAUAAAUUCUGCUGCUGUUGUCCCAAGACUCGUUCAAAACCUUAGCACGAAUGGCUGUAAAGUCAGAAAUGUUUUACGUUAACAGGGUGGGCGUAACCUUCCUUAGACAAUCAUUAACAAAACAUCUCGUGUUUGUGGGAGUCUAUUUAGCGCACUUGAGCUAACCAAGCAAGCAAAGAAGAAUCAAGAAUUAUAAAAAAACGUUGAAUUUACCUAAUUUUGUAACAUCCCCCACACUGAAGGAAGGAAAGAAUCAUUAAACCACUACUGAGCCGAAUUUCGUGAUACAAUGUUUGCCAUAUCCGAUUAAAAGAUCUGUGUCCUUGACUACCUUUUCCUCAUGGGCAUAAAACACCGAACACUCAAUUAACAUCUCACUCAACGCAGUGUCUAUUUUGGUCAAGGAUCAUUUUUUAAUGGCUGGCAAUGAGCCGCAGAAUGUGAGAGAGAUAAUUUUUCUGAAUUCCGUCACGAAUGAAUCGUCAGCAGUUUACAAGUUACAGCUUCGAUGCGUAAAGGUCGAAAAUUAAGGAACCUUGAAGAGCAGCGAAAAUGCGCACAACGAGAAAAAGUCCGCGAAUUUUUGAGUGCGAGAGAGCGUAUGGAUCGGGAUUGAUUCUCUUGUCACUGUUGUUAAUUAUCCGGCGGCCGGGGUAUACAAAUCUAAAAUCUUAACAUAAGUGGCAUUUCACGGCUCACCCAGGUGCUAUUGGCUACAUAAAGUAUCUUUUCAUUUUUUUGUUUUAAAACAACCCCAAUCCUGUAUUUCCUCUGUUUUUUUUUUUUUUUUUUUUUUUUUUAAUUGUGAAGUAACGAUGAGCCAUUUUAGAGAUUGAGUGAUUAUGUAGUUUCUCAUAAGCUUCUUUUUAAUUGUAGUGAUCACAGGCUUAUGCAAUUAUUUUUAAGGGGGCAUCCCGACCACUAGGAAUUUCUGCUCUCUCUUCAACAAAAUUUCCGAUUUCUGUGACUCGUUGCCAUUUUGAUAAGGCCUCUGGCACAUCGCCUUAACCUCAGAUAUCACACCAUACUUACCUCCGGCUCGUCAUUGUUGUUAUUGCUGUUGUUUGUGUUUAUAUUUUGAAAACCUCAAUAGGGCCAUAGAAAUGAAAUUUGCUCCUGUAAAUUUUGUUGUGAUCACAGAUUUGUGUUUCCGAACCUUCCGGCCAUUUUAAAAUCGUGGUGAUGACGGGAAUUCUUACGAGCUUAUUGGUAAUUCAGCGGAUCUUUGCAUUGGGCUUACGCAAAUACAUUUAAGGGGGCAACCGACGAUUUGAAUUGCCGCUCUGUCGUGAAUCAUGUUUCGAGCUCUGUGGCUCAUUGUCACUUAAAUAAGGUCUUUGGCAAAACGCCUUAACCUCUUUUCUGUUAUCACAUCGUUCCUCUUAACCUUUCCGUUGCGACAGCGACAGAACUGGACGAAUUAUCUUACAAACGGUAUUAGCGAGGUGAAGAUCAAGAUGCGACAAUCCUGUUCUAGAAUAACAAAACAGUAUUAAGUUUUCUCCAAUCUUGGAAAAUAACCUGUUGUUGGUGUCGUCAAUGUGUUUUUUUUUUUAUGAAUUCUGUGGACAAAAUAUUUGUAUAUUUGCCAAGUUACAAGAUCUCAUUUCCCUCCGUGCCUCCAGUUAGGAGAAAAAAGAACUUUCAUAAAGAGAUAAAAGAUUCAAUUGAAAGAAGGAAUAAAACGGAUAAUCUUUUAAAACGUUGUACUGUUAUCAUUUCUAGACAAAGGUAAUUUCACUAAGUCGAAGAUUCAGUUGUUUUGUCCGAAUAUUUCAAUCAUCCAACAGUAUAGGAGUAGGUUUUUUUUCCAUUUCUACACCUCGCACCAAUGAGAGCAAAGCUCGUAUUGGGUUGAUUGCGCUUGUAUAUUAAAAGUCUCUGCCGUCCACAUUAGUAAAACAAACAACACAGGGCAUGACUAAUGAAAUUCAAUAAAUUUAAAAAUGUCCAAAAGUACAUGUAUAUAAAUCAUACUGUCAAGAUUUGAUUGAACUGUUGGAAGCACUGGUAUACCUUUUAAAUGUGAGAAGAUGAAAAUGCGCAUGAAAAUAAUUGUAAAUGUAGAUGAUGGGUUUAAAAUGAUUACUGAACGUAAUGUGGGUAGCUAAUAAAAGGAUAUCACCUGUACUCACCAAAAUCUGCGCUGCAAAAUCUUGACUGCGGGUGAGCUUGAGUGCACCAGCAUGCCUCAUUUAUGGUCACUACACAAAGGAAGAUCGUAAAAAAGAAGAGAAGCACUGCCAUUGGAAGCCCUGUUUUUACUUCAGAACACAGCACAGUUGUCACCGUCGUACCUCAACCUGUUUCUGAUGUCCUGACCAAAAGAUCUGUCUUGUAUACUCUAGAAAGGAAUCUUGGUAAUCUACCAAUGAAAAGUUUUCAAUUUCCCCAAUAAAAUUUAUUGGAUUAUUUUAAUGAAUCCGGCCAAAAGAUUAAUCUCAUUAGUCUAUCUUUUAAGUGAAGUCUAACAUGAAAUAUUUGCCUCUAAUUAUGCCGAGUUCGCCGGCAGACGAUGACGUAUGUCAGGGACUGAAAGUGAAAUAAACGAAAAAACAAACCAAACAAGGAAAGUUCUAAGUUGUUCUCAUGAGCUCAGUGACUUAAAUGGAACUGUGAUUAACUACACAAUGAUUGCAGUCAUUUCUUAUGAGAGUUGGCAACUUUAAAAUUGCUUAAUUUACUACGAUUUAGAAUAUAUUACCAGGCAGUUUCUUUCUAGGAAGUGGUUGAGGAUCCAUAUUUCGUUUUAGGUGUGUGUCAUAAUGUAGCUGUACCUUGCAUUUUUGUGGACUGUAAAGACAUAUACAGAAUUGAACAUUUUCAGUUAUUUCAGUUCUCCGUGUCGGUUACCACGCCUUUUUACCACUGAAAAUUCACAUUGCUAACGUCAAGUUGCUUCACUUGAAAAUCAAAUUCAAACUUUAACGAUGUAAAUGCAUGUGGGAACGUGAACUACCUGUUAAAAGCUAAAUAAGGAAAAAAGAGGUUAUCAAUAACUUCUAUCAGUGACUUGCAACAGGUAUCAUUCUGCAACACGCCAGCAGUUUUAAUUAAGUGGUUCAAAAUGCCGACAAAAUACCACACAAAUAGUGCCCCGGUAAUGAUUGAAAUGUAUCUAACUUCCUCCUCUCUGCAGAUAGAAGUGGUUCUGAAGGCCGCAAACUAAUGAAUCUUUCCGUUCAAGAGAAGUCAGUCCAGUUUUAAUAAUUUGCGUGAUGGGUUUUCUCGUCACUUCAAAUUUACACCGGCCUUCCAACAGAUUGCAUGUUUCCCCUUGUGAUGACACCAACAUUUACUGAAUUAAAAAUCGUAUAAAAGUUCCUCCUUUUUAACAAUUUUGGUGAAAUUUAUAAGAAAGAGAGAGUUUUAGCAACUUCAUCUAGCAAAGAACAAAGAAACCCUUGAAGAUUUGCUGUCGUGCCUAUCAUAGUUUCGAUACAGGUGGUCAUAGUUAAAAAUAUUGCAUCGUUAAUUGAGACUAAAUGGGGACAAAUUUCCUAUGUUACACCAAAAUAUCGAUUUAAAACUCCAUUGAAAGGUCGAAAAUUGCACCUUCCAUGUAGUUUCGCAUUCGGGUGCCAUACCGCCUGAGACGAACUCUUUACCACAAUAAGCCAUACACAAGGUUCCUAACUAACAUGCGUUGCAUGAUCCGUAAUGUCAAAAGUGUUUUAAAGAAAUUGAAAUUGAAAAUAGAAAUAAUAGAUUUGGAGCCAAGCUUGAGCUAAGAAUUAACCCUUUACACCCUGAUAUCAGUGUGCAUAUUCUCCAUACUGUUCUCUAUAAAUUUCCAAAGGUUUUGACGAGAAGAUUUUGUAUAACAAUCAAGAGCUUCUUGAGUUGGUGAUCAUUUCCUUUACUCUCGUUACCUCAAUGUGUAAUUCAUGGUUAGUAUUGCAAGGAGAAAUUACAUACUAGUCACCCUCAGGGUCAAAAGGUUAAGUAGGGGAGUGAACAAACAAAGUUGCUUUAAAAUCCCACAAUAAACGACUAACGUAAUCGUUACAAGAAGACGCCGAGUGGGUAGCAAGCUAGUAAUCUUGCCACCCUGCGUAUGAAUGCGUCGUUUGGCGGCGAAUCUCUUUGCUUUUUUCUUUAUUGUUGUUUUUGCAAUCUAACAGUUCUAAACUGAUUAUUUGAGAAUUUCAUAAACUGGACCAUGGCUUCUUUAUUUCGGGCAUAUUUAAAAAUAUCGCGUUAGUAUUUAAGGGACCAUCACCGUGGUUUAUUUUGUCUGGGUCAGAAGUGCGCGUUAAUAAAAGAUUCGAUUUAGCUAUUACGGUUCAUAUAGGGCAUUCAACUCAGUGUUAAUCGCUUCAGUUCUUUCUAUUUUGUGCCCAGUUAAGGGGCUAAGCUCAGGUUAUAGCUUUAGUCUUACUUAGAAGUACCGACUAAUCUUAUAAAUAAGGAACGUGGAUGGGUAGGAAAUUACCAAAGUCAAACACAUUUACGAAUCGUCGUCUCAGUCAAUUUUGCCUUAAAAAUACUGUAACGCGUAACUUCACACAUAACCUCAAAUUAUCACAAAUGGUACAGACUAUAACAAACAAAUGAUAAUUCCUAAUUUCCUGGCUCGCGCUUUGCUACAUAUUUCUGUUUCUUUUCCAGCUCCUAUAAGCAUAACGUUGUCGCUGGGAGCAUUGUCUCAUUAACUGAAGAGUCAUUGUAUUUGUUUUGCUUUAUUGCGUCCAGUGAUUGGUCCAGAAAACUGGCGCUAAGCUCUCAGCCAUUUAGAUGAAAAACUAAAUCUAAUCGCGACUUGUAACUCGCGUGUUCUCGCGCCUCAGGCAAUGUGCUUCUUUCAUGUUUGAGCUCUCGAUGGCUCGGGAACGAGGUAAUCAGAAUUAUGUGCCGGUCGUAUUAUGUGAUCCUCCGUGUCAGAGUAUAUAUAGAACAGUAUUCAACAUAGUUUCGAGAGUAUUCCGGAAAUGUAUUGAUUUCGCUUCGGGACGAUCUUUUAUUGGUCUUGAAAACUCGCGCCACCCUCUCGACCAAUUAGAUACAAAGAUAAAACCAACUGCGACUUUGCCCCUUUUGUUUUCCCGCGCUUAAGGCAGUUUGCGUGUUUCUUCUGUGAAUUCUCAUUGGUUCCUUGUGAUAUUUCCUUUGUUCUGAUUGGUCAUUGUGAUCACUGUGGUUUGGCUUAACGACCUUGAGUCAAUUGACAUUCACAUAAAAGCUGCAAAAAAAAAUUGUGAAUGACAGUAAAUUUUCAACAGUCGGAACAGAAUUACUCUUUUAAAACAAGAUAUCGUAAUCAACAUGUGUCACAGCUUGUCUUGAACUAAUUUUAUUCUUACUUUUUCAAAAUGUAACUUAGACUCAACGCUACAAUAUUUUGAAAGACUUAGGACUAAUUCAAUUAUUUAAAAUCAGAAAAACCUUUGAACAUGAAUUUGCGACGUAUCAUUCACGCGUCGAACUAACUUCUACAUUGCACAUAUAAAAUGGCAACUGUCAUCAAGUAUUGAUGAAACAUGUUAAAAAUAAACUGAAAUUGGUCUCAUAGUUAACAAAUACUACGUUCGUUAAUUCUAGUUGGAUGUCCUUCUGAGAAAAUUCGCUUUUUUGUCAUGAAAACUGGAAGGGAAACAUGAUUGUCAUUUUAUCUUUCCCUAUUGUCGUCGAAAUUGAUUGUAAACAAGUAUUCAUUGUGUUUUUAAGUCCGUUUCUAUGACUUUGAAAAGAUAUUUUCUCUCAUUUUUAUGGGUGAUUAGCGCUCAAAUUUCUCUUUAAAAUUAUAUAUAUAUUGUUAGAAAACACCAAAAAAAUUAUCAACACCUAGUUUUAGGAACAACCAAAAGAGAAAAAUACUGUUCUAUAUUAGAAAUACAGCCUGCGGAUCAAAUGAUCUAAUUACAGAGGUAGUAAUCUUCGCGGAAGACUCGAAAUCAUCAACCCUUUAACUCCCAGAAGUGAUAAACAAGAUAUUUCUCCUGAUAAUAUCCACACACUAUCCAGCAAACAAGUGAUGAGAACACUAAGACUUAUUAGGUUGAAGUUGUGAAGAUGAUCUAGCACAAAAUCUCAUAACUAAUUUCCAAGCAGCUGGAAGGGAGAAGUAACAAUCAGAUCUUGAGAGAUAAAGGUUAGGGCAAAUUUUUAUGUUCUAUGUUUCGUUACACAUGCUCUCUGUUCAAAAAUGAGUUAUUAGUCUCGAGGUCGUUAUCGUUUUUCGCACAGAAAUUUUGAGUAGUCUAACUAGGGCUGGUGGUUAGCCAUGCACUCCUUGUACUUUGGUGUUUCGUACCAAGAGCACGCGGUCCCUUUGGAGUUUUUCACACAAUAGGAGUGGUCCCACUCACAAGGGUUCUUGCGAGGAGAUAGAUGGGUUGAAGCACAUCCUUUGAGCUUUCCGCAGUCUCUGCCGUGACACAGUGCAAGCUGACAAUCACAGUUUUGCCCAUAGAAGCGCCUGAUACCAACACGUACAGCCUGGCGCUUGAGGACUUGGGACCAAUCUUGUACAAAAUUGCAUAAGCUCACCCAAAGUUUACCCUUGCGAAACCUUCCGAAGAUGACGUACCUUGUGUCGUUCUUAAUCCAGUCAAGGCCACAGCUGGCACCAUCUUUGGAAGUAUAGACCUUGGCAAAAAGACUUCCCUGGUUGGACCCAUAAAACCGAACUCCCUCGGUUUUGUUUAGUGCUGUCGCUCCCUUGUAAGUCUUCAGGAUUCGCAUACCGAUUACUCUGUCGUACCCCUCCACUUCUUGAGACAAAACCUUCGCACGUAUCACUGAAAAAGAAACAAGAAUUAGGUUCAUCGUAUCUUCCUCUUACCGAAUGAACACAAUUACUUCCAGCUGAAAUAGGAAUAAUGAUUAUAAGCAACGAUAUUAGAAGUAUUUCAUGUAAAACAGUUUCAGUAAACUAUCUUUAAGCACAAUUCUAAACACGAAAAACAAAUUCAUCUAAAGAUAUGUUUAGUAAGAAAAGUCUUCAGCUGUAAUGAUUAGCGACUAACAUUCCGCUGUAUCAUAAGGGGGCUGGGUGAAACUGGGUCAGUAUAUGAGAAUGCAACAUGUUCAGGAGUCUUUCGAUCUGCCUUGGCAAACUAGUAAUAAGAAUUCGGAAACUUGGGGGAAAAAAAUCAAACCACGAAAUUCUUUCAACGAAAAUGUGCACCAGCCAAAAAGGAGAAUCGCUUAUGAGAUCUUAGUCUUAGUAAUACAAAUGUUACUAUGCGUAUCAGUGUAUUGUUAGGAGCUUGAAUAGGUGAACAUGACCAGGAACCAGGAUUGAUAAUGUAGUUCAGAAGAACGUGCCUUUCGGCAAAUGGAAAUGAUUCAUUUAGCUCUUGUUCUAUUUACUGGAUAUUUAAAAGUUGAACUAUGUGGAUCAGUAUUUCUCGUAAUUUGACCUUAACAUGAGAAAUUUAGGUCUCGCAAAAAAUUUCACCUCAACCUUCGUAAUGACCAACACAAAGAGUGAUAGCAGAGUACAAACUCUAAAACUAUUUCCGUUCUCAGUGGAGGCUAUCGAAGCUGAACUUGAAGUAUCUUUACGGAAGUUGCAAGCACUAGAGGAAGCCUCACAAAACGCUAGAUUAGAAACGUUAUCUUGUCCCAAGAACAAACCAAUAGUUCAAAUUAUGCGGGUAAUAUCAGCGUUUAAAGCGAAAAAUGGUGACUGCGUUAAACAGAGCCAAACGAGGAAUCGAAGCUAUUUCUAAGGCGGGAACAUUGCACGCACGUUUUUACAGCCAUAUCUGACCACAUUAUCAGUGCUUUUGUAAAAACAUUAAAGUUCCCUUUGCGCAGCACGCGAGCUACGUGCCCGGUGAAGAUAAUGGCUGAUAAAGUGAAGAUCAAAACUCCCCGCAAAGCCAGCUAAAACAACUCCAAUAUCCGGUUCAUAUUUCAAUAGCAAAUCUAGUUAUUGUUUUUUUUUCCUUGUUUGGUUUUUCUCCUUUCCUGCGGAGUAAUUCAAGUUCUUCACAAGAUUCUUUCUCUCGGUCUCUGAACCGAUCAAGUACAAUGAUGCAUAUACGGACUGCUGAGCGUGCGCUCCGAUCUGAGCUUCAAUUUACUCAAGGAUGCUACACUUUUAAAAACACGAGUACGUAUCCGUGAUAUCAACGGGAGGAUUAUGUGCUUUGUUCAUAAGUGGAUAAAUAUUUGGAACAAUCUACAAAGCGACCGCAUAUCAUAACAAAAAAAGCAAACAGAAGGGACAUUAGUGGUUGUUUGUGCAAAUAAAUGGGCUGUUUGUUUUAUCUUGAGAUGAAAGCACACAUCUUCGACAGGAAGUGUCGAUGAUACAUAGAAGAAAUGUUGAAACGCCAAUUUCCUCUUUUAAGUAUCGAAUGCUUCGCGCGUUUGAAGUGAUGAAGGCUGCUGAUGGGUUAGCUUUUUGGGUGGCUUUGAAUGCAUCGCCUAACUGAAACUACUGAGUUCGACUGCAGGUUACACAAUUUUCAGAACUGCUGUAAUUCAGUAGGUGCACAGUCUAUCACAAACAGGCCUAGAUAACGCUUGUACUCUGGUGUUAAAAUUAGGCUUAAAUCAUGAAACUGUGGAGCUUGUUGAUUCUUCACUUAGAUUCUAUGAGCAUUCUGAAAAUUCAUAACGUUUUUUCCUAGUAUUUAUAUCGGUUAAGAAUGUAAAAUAAAUACAACUAUUUCAUGCCAACUCAAGUCAAAAAGUUGACCCGCUAAAUGAACUCGGCGGACGAUUAGAUUCUGCAUAAAACUCUGCCCAAAUAAAAUAUGCUCUUCAAGGACACCCUUAAAACAGUUCUUUUACUACCAGGAAGUCAAUGUUUUGUUUGAGAAGUGCACCAUGUGUGUGCGAGCAAACAAAAGCGAGGGCGCCGUGAGUUACAUUUUACCAUGGAAUUUCAAACACCUUUGUCUUACAGUCUAGUGAAUGAUUCGCAACUUACCAAAUCCCGCAUUACAGAAGGCUUCCUGGGGAUGUUGCGGCAUACAACUGCAGGCCUGGCUUAAAGCCACGAAACCCAGGAACAAAGCAGCGUGAACGAUAAAGGACAUUCUCUCCUUGUGUCGUUGUUGUACACUUCAACUCUCUACUUUGCCUCGCUUGUUGAGGAUUAAAAAGAGUGAUUGCUGUAUCUGAUAGCUGGCUCAGUUGCAGCUUAUAUACUGACAUCAUCAGCGCGUGUCAAAUGUGAUAUCCCGCAGAGCCGGGUGCAGCUGACGAAAGCUCCGUGCCAUGCGUCGCUGAAACGCGUAAGCAGCAGAAAUAUGUGUUACGAAACCGUAUUUCCUCUGAAAGUGUGAAAUAAGCGUCCUAUUUCUCACUUCCUUUAUAAAACAUGAAGUUAAUUGACACAUUCCUGUCAUGUCAUCUGCCGUGCAUGUUUUGUGCUGAAACGUCAGGGGCCAUUUUUUUUUUUUACUUGACUCGGAGGAUUUUUUUAGACUAGAGGAGUAUGGAAUUAGAAGUAGAACAAAUUCAGUAGGAACAGUGGAAGAUUGGAAUAGUAAAAAAUUGGAAUAGUGGAAGAUUGGAAUAGUAAAAUAUUGGAAUAGUGGAAUAUUGGAAUAGUAGAACACUGGAAUAGUGGAACAGUGAAACAAAGGAACAGAGGAACAUGAGAAUAGGGCAAGAGAAGAACAGAGGAACAUGAUAAGAUAUAAAAAGAACUCGGACGAAAUGAACAGAGGAUUAAAAGUAUACAAGGACAAUAGAAAACGAGGAACGGUUAAAGCGAGAGGAAAAAUAGGAACAAAUAUACAAAGGAACAGAGGAAUACACGGACAAAAGAACGAAUGGAAAGAGAAACGUAGAAACAUAAAGACAGAAGGAGGACCAGAGGAUAAACCCUCACAUCUUUGAUUUGAAUAGUAAAAGAUUGGAACAGUGGAAGAUUGGAAUAGUAAAAGAUUGGAAUAGUGGAAGAUUGGAAUAGUAAAAGGUUGGAACAGUGGAAGAUUGGAACAGUGGAAGAUUGGAAUAGUAAAAGAUUGGAAUAGUGGAAGAUUGGAAUAGUGGAAGAUUGGAAUAGUGGAAGAUUGGAACAGUGGAAGAUUGGAAUGGUAAAAGAUUGGAACAGUGGAAGAUUGGAAUAGUAAAAUAUUGGAAUAGUGGAAGAUUGGAAUAAUAAAAGACUGGAACAGUGGGAGAUUGGAAUAGUAAAAGAUUGGAACAGUGGAAGAUUGGAAUAGUAAAAUAUUGGAAUAGUGGAAGAUUGGAAUAGUAGAGCAUUGGAAUAGUGGAACAGUGAAACAAAGGAACAGAGGAACACGAGAAUAGGGCAAGAGAAGAACAGAGGAACAUGAUAAGGUAUAGAAAGAACUCGGACGAAAUGAACAGAGGAUUAAAAGUAUACAAGGACAAUAGAAAACGAGGAACGGUUAAAGUGAGAGGAAAAAUAGGAACAAAUAUACAAAGGAACAGAGGAAUACACGGACAAAUGAACGGAUGGAAAGAGAAACGUAGGCACAUAAAGACAGAAGGAGGACCAGAGGAUAAACCCUCACCUCUUCAUAGUAUCAGUAACAGACGAGGUGGCUUAAUGCUCAUUGCACUGGACUCCGGGUCGAGGGGCCCUGGGUCGAGAGGUUCCGGGUCGAGAGGUCCCGGGUCGAGAGGUCCCGGAUCGAGAGGUCCCGGGUCGAGAGGUCCUGGUUCGAGACCUGGCAGGUCAACGUGUUGUGUUCUUGGGCAAAACACUCUCAUCUUACAGUACCUCUCUACCUUGAAUUCUCAGGGAAGCCUGAUGAAAUGCCGAGGGGAGGUGGGGGAUGGGGGAUGGGUAACCUUGUGAUGGACUAGCAUCUUAUCCAGGGGGGAGUAGCACUACUCCUUGUUACUUCAUGGAUGGGUGGGCGAAAAGGACCUUACCUCUCUUCAUAGUAGCAGUUCCUGACUUGGCCGUGGUUUUCACGUUGGCAGUUAUUGGUUUAGAAAACACUUCUGGGACGACUUUUUCAAUCAAAUUUCCUUUUAAAAACGUUUGGUUUAAUCUUGGCAAAAAUUUGCCAUUCAUGAUACAAAGAUCGAGAAAAACGUUAUUAGGUUAAUGAAUAUAUCUAUCAGCCAUACUCGGCAUUUUGUCUGUGUUUUUUUUUCUAAGAGUCUAAAACUAACGAAGUGAAUUGGCUAAUGUUAAAGUGUUUUACUCUUGUCUCUCUCUCCCUCUCUUUCGUUGUAGUUUUUUUUUGCAUGUUCUUUGUUCAGUUCCUCUGGUUUCACUUUGAUGAUGCAGGUCUUGUAGUGACUGGUUUUACGUCAAGAGCAUGCGGUUUUCUCAGCAUUUUGAAUGCAGUAGGAAUGACCCCAUUCGCAACUGUUGUGAUCAAUUCCAGAAGGCUUACCAAACCCCUUUAGCUUCGGCUUCUUGUCACAAAACACAGUGUAACACGGCGAGAUCUGACAGGCGCAGUUUCCUCGGUACAACCGCCGCACCCCCAAGACGCUAGCGCACAGUGAUUUGAGGCCAUUCCUGGUUCCAGUGGCACUGAUUGAGCUCUAGCUUUCUUUUCCUGACUUAGCCUGAGAUGAGGUACACUUUGUUGCUAUUCAGUUUGACCCCGCACAGGUUAUCAAAAGUAAAGGUGUAAGCUUUGGCAGAAAGGCUUCGCUUUCUGGAGCCGUAAACAUUGACGCUUUCCAUCUCAUGGAGUCGGUGUUCUCCUUUAUACGUUUUCAGGAUGCGGAGGUCGAAGAUACGAGUAAAAUUGUCGAGGUAUUCCUCCUGAAACAAAACCUUUGCUCAGAUAACUAGACAUGGGAAGGAAAAAUACAGAUAGUAACAAUGUUUUCUAGUACACCGUAACUAGGAAACUAUUUUUUUUUUAUUGUAGCGCCAUCUUUCAGUAUAUCAACCACACACAUCCCACAAUUCCUCCACUCGCUUGGAUGAAGGGCUUACGCUCGAAAUGUCAUCCUUAGAAUCCCAAUUCAACUUAUAAAAUCAAAUGAUCUUGUAAUAAGCCACGCAGACACAGCACCACAGUUUCUUUUUCUCUCUAGAAACAGUCAGUCUCCUUCGAGCUUUCGCCUUCGCGGCCACCCUUUGGAUUGUCACGCAAGGUUUCCUACAUAAGAAGCGUUUCUUCCCAAGAAAGCGUUGAGCAACAUCGUCAGGGAUGACUGAGAUUUAUUGAGUUCCAGGUUUAAAAUAAGACGUAUUCAAGCACCUGUUGAGCACUUGUACAUUAACUGGAACAAAAGAAACUGUUUACUUAUGAAAAGGGUUCAAAUCCCACAGACACCGACUUGGCCACCGUGAUGAGCGGAAGGGCGGGUGGGCAUUAGUCAAACGGCGCGCGCGGUUGUCCAAUAAACGCUGACCCCACCAUUUUAUUUUCGCACACUCGCUUUUCCGACUAAGAGUCUUACGCAGUGUACUUCAAACGAAAGAAAGUAACCACAGCUGCCAAUCAGAACAAGGUAAAAUGUUACGAAUAGCCAAUCAGAACUCACAGUCAAAACAAGAAAACUGCAGCAGCCCAAAGCGCGGGAAAACGUGAAUGACCAAUUGUAGUGUCGCGUUUGAUGUUUGAUGGGGAGACACCGAGUUUCCUUUUCGAAUAACGCCGGGAGCAUAGACAUUUAUUUUUUCCGAUUUAUUCCGGAAUACUUUCGACAUUCCAUUUUUAAAAACUUUGCUCCAAUGCUUAAAUCAACUUUUGUUGUCUGGGUGAAAUUUCUGUUGAUUGAUACCUUCAGGAAUUUUUAAGAGUACAUUAAUACGGAGGAAAUUAAGAGAACUGCUAAGGAUAACAUGUGACCUAACCUCAUUAAUUAAACAAAUGCUCUUUCCGGCCAAAAAUUGAAUUGGAUACCCAUCGUGAUAAUAAGCGAUAAAUUAACUUUGUUUGGAAAAGCCCUGCAAAUAUUUUUUUAAGUAAGUGUGAACAGGAAAGGAUUCGAUUUGGUUUCCAAACCUGAAGCUUAAAGAAGGUGGCUGUUGUGGCCAAUGACCUCAUUUAUUAAAAAUUCGCUCUGAGUCCUCGUUUGUACGAACGUUUUUAAGAAUCUUUGAAAGUUUCUUGUUGUUUCAAUGUGGUAAAUUCAUUUGAUUUUUUGUGUUUUGGGGAUGGAUACCUUCCUGUUAAAAUUCACCAGUUUGUACGUUGAAAGCGACUGCAGCUUGGGGUGAAAUUGGGUAUACCGUCGAAAAUAUGCAGAAGGCUUGUUUUGUCGCGAGCUUGGGGUUAACAGAAAUAUUAGUCCCCUUUUGAAGAUUGAAAUCCUAAAAAAAAGUUCCGAUUUCGCUGUUGGAUACAAUAUCAUUGAUUUAAAGGGCGUGCUUUAAUAAGCUCAAGAGAGGUCUUGGAAAAAGUUCAAAUAAGGCAGUCAUUCUGCCAAGUAAGAGCUUCAUCGAUGACGAGUGCUUUCGACUUGUAAAGACUUAUUGAUUAAAAUUUGCUCUAACACACUCCAGGUUAUUAUCUUCAUAACGUAAAAUGAAAAAUAACUUUAGAGGUUUCAUCAUUUCUUUUAAAAACUGAAGUUAUUGGAUUCUUUCAAGUGUGCAUGUAGCUGCAAGAAGUACAGAUGGUCAUAUACACUAGUUACAAAAUAAAACAGAUAUGGCGUGCGAAAUAAGUCUUUGAAAAUGUCGUUUUUACCCUUAAACACAGACAUGACGUAAACCCUUGUCGUGUUUUUUUUUUGUUGUACUUCGAAACUAAAGCAGUUUCGUAUGUUGAGGCACCUGGUUUUUAAGAAUCAGUUGGGUAAUUACAGGACUGCUCUUGGCUUUUUAAGUUUUGUGGUCGCGGUACAUAAAAGAAGUUUGAAAUCGUUUUACCAAGGAUUUUUGUUUCGAACUAGCAGUCUUACCAGUUCUCUAUGCAAAAAAAAAAACAAAACAAAACAAAACGUUUUUUAAAGUCGAGACAGGUUUACCAAAAGAUUCUCAAGAUUUCCAAUAAUAGUACUUUUUUUUUUCGUUACUUUGAAUUUGAUGAGUCAACCGUUCGAAGAAGUCGCCCCGAAAAUAACUCAUCUUUAAAUAGAGAUGGAUAAUGUAUGGAUAUUAUAAGGAGAUAAGUUUACAAUAUUUUGAAAGACUUAGGACUAAUUCAAUUAUUUAAAAUCAGAAAAACCUUUGAGCAUGAAUUUGCGAUGUAUCAUUCACGCGUCGAACCAACCUCUACAUUGCACAUAUAAAAUGGCAACUGUCAUCAAGUACUGAUGAAACAUGUUAAAAAUAAACCGAAAUUGGUCUCAUAGUUAACAAAUACUACGUUCGUUAAUUCUAGUUGGUUGUUCUUCUGAGAAAAUUCGCUUUUUUGUCAUGAAAACUGGAAGGGAAACAUGAUUGUCAAUUUGUCUUUCCCUUUUGUCGUCGAAACUGCUUGUAAACAAGUAUUCAUUGUGUUUUUAAAUCUUUGACUUUGAAAGCAUAUCUCCUCUCAUUUUUAUGGGUGAUCAGUGCUCGAAUUUCUCCCUAAAAUUAUAUAUAUAUGUCUAUUGUUAGAAAAUAAAAAAAUCAUCAACACCUAGUUUUUAGGAACAAUUAAAAGAGAAAAAUACUGUUUUAUGUUAGAAAUACAGCCUGCGGAUCAAAUGAUCUAAUUACAAAGGUAGUAAUCUUCGCGGAAGACUCGAAAUCAUUAACCCUUUAACUCCCAGAAGUGAUAAACAAGAUGUUCUCCUGAUAAUAACCAUACAUUAUCCAGCAAACAAAUGAUGAGAACACUAAGACUUAUUAGGUUGAAGUUGUUAAGAUGAUCUAGCACCAAAAUCUCAUAACUAAUUCACAAGCAGCUGGAAGAGAGAAGUAACAAUCAGAUCUUGGCAGAUAAAAGUUAGGGCAAAUUUUUAUGUUCUAUGUUUCGUUACACAUGCUCUCUAUUUAAAGAUGAGUUAUUAGUCUCGAGGUCGUUAUCGUUUUUCGCACAAAAAUUUUGAGUAGUCUAACUAGGGCCGGGGGUUAGCCAUGCAUUCCUUGUACUUUGGUGUUUCGUACCAGGAGCACGCGGUCCCUUUGGAGUUUUUCACACAAUAGGAGUGGUCCCACUCACAAGGGUUCCUGUAAGGAGACAGAUAGUUUGAAGCACAUCCUUUGAGCUUUCCGCAGUCUCUGCCGUGACACGGUGCAAGCUGACAAUCACAGUUUUGCCCAUAGAAGCGCCUGAUACCAACACGUAUAGCAUGGCGCUUGAGGACUUGGGACCAAUCUUGUACAAAAUUGCAUAAGCUCACCCAAAGUUUACCGUUGGCAAACCACCCGAAGAUGACGUACCUUUUGCCGUUCUGAAUCCCGAUAAGACCACACCUCGUGGCACUACUUUUGAAAGUGUAGACCUUGGCAAAAAGACUUCCCUGGUUGGACCCAUAAAACCGAACUCCCUCGGUUUUGUUUAGUGCUGUCGCUCCCUUGUAAGUCUUCAGGAUUCGCAUACCGAUUAUUUUUUGUGCCCCUCUACUUCUUGGGACAAAAUCUUCGCACGUAUCACUGAAAACGAAACAAGAAUUAGGUUCAUCGUAUUUUCUUUUUACCGAAUGAACACAAUUACUUCCAGUCAAAAUAGAAAUAAUGAGUAUUAGGAUAUUAGAAGUAUUUUAUAUAAAACAGUUUCAGUAAACUAUCUUUAAGCACAAUUCUAAACACGAAAAACAAAUUCAUCCAAAGAUAUGUUUAAUAAGUAAAGUCUUCAGCUGUAAUGAUUAGCGACUAACAUUCCGCUGUAUCAUAAGGGGGCUGGGUGAAACUGGGUCAGUAUAUGAGAAUGCAACAUGUUCAGGAGUCUUUCGAUCUGCCUUGGCAAACUAGUAAUAAGAAUUCGGAAACUUGGGAGAAAAAAAUCAAACCACGAAAUUCUUUCAACGAAAAUGUGCACCAGCCAAAAAGGAGAAUCGCUUAUGAGAUCUUGGUAGUGCAAAUGUCACUAUUGGUAUCAGUGUAUUGUUAGGAGCUUGAAUAGGUGAACAUGGCCAGGAACCAGGAUUGAUAAUGUAGUUCAGAAGAACGUGCCUUGCGGCAAAUGGAAAUUUAGGUCUCGCAAAAAAUUCCACCUCAACCUUCGCAAUGACCAACACAAAGAGUCUAAACUCUAAAACUAUUUCCGUUCUCAGUAGAGGCUAUCGCAGCUAAACUUGAAGUACCUUUACAGAAGUUGCCAGCACUGGAGGAAGCCUCACAAAACGCUAGAUUAGAAACGUUAUUUUGUCCCAAGAACAAACCAAUAGUUCAAAUUAUGCGGGUAAUAUCAGCGUUUAAAUCGAAGCGAAAAAUGGUGACUGCGUUAAACAGAGCCAAACGAGGAAUCGGAGCUAUUUCUAAGGUGGGAACAUUGCACGCACGUUUUUACAGCCAUAUCUGACCACACUAUCGGUGCUUUUGUAAAAACAUUAAAGUUCCCACUGCGCAGCACGCAAGCCACGUACCCGGUGAAGAUAAUGAUUGAUAAAGUGGAGAUCAAAGCAACCCGCAAAGCCAGCUAAAACAACUCCAAUAUUCGGCUCAUAUUUCAAUAGGAACUCGAGUGAUUUUUCCUUGUUUGGUUUUCUCCUUUCCUGCGGAGUAAUUCAAGUUCUUCACAAGAUUCUUUCUCUCGGUCUCCGAACCGAUCAAUUACAAUGAUGCUUGUACGGACUGCUGUGUGAGCGCUCUGAUCUGAGCUUCAAUUUACUCAAGGAUGCUACUAUUUCUAAAAUACGAGUACGUAUUCGUGAUAUUGUGAUAUCAACGGAAGGAUUAUGUACUUUGUUCAUAAGUGGAUAAAUAUUUGGAACAAUCUACAAGGCCCAAAAAGCAAACAGAAAGUACGUUAGAGGUUGUUUGUGCAAACAAAUGGGCUGUUUGUUUUAUCUUGAGAUGAAAGCACACAUCUUCGACAGGAAGUGUCGAUGAUACAUAGAAGAAAUGUUGAAACGCCAAUUAACAAUUGGUUCAUGUUUUAGCAUGCGCUAUCGAGUUAUGGAGCACGUGGGAAGUUUGGAGAGCACGUAAGAAGCGUGAGACUUGCCCGAGGCAAUAGCCGAGGGCAACUCUAGCUUCUUGAGCAACGGUUUUCAGUUUCAUCCAGUUGUUUUUAGUUUUAAUCGAGUCUUCCUAUUCCGAUGAAAAUUUCUAUGAGAAACUCUUAUGUCCCACGUAUAAACCUGAUUAUCUUGAAAAGUCAAUGGUCGAGUUUUGCUAAUUUAUAGCGUUUUUUCGCAGUAUAUAUACCGGUGAAGAAUGCAAAAGAAAUACAACUGUUUCAUGCCAACUCGAAAGUCGAAAAGUUGACCCACUAGAUGAACUCGGCGGAUGAUUAGAUUCUGCAUAAAACUCUGCCCAAAUAAAAUAUACUCUUCAAGGACGCCCUUAAAGCAGUUCUUUUACUACUAGGAAGUCAAUAUUUUGUUUGAGAAGUGCACCAUGUAUGCGCGAGCAAGAAAAAGCGAGGGCGCCGUGAGUUACAUUUUACCAUGGAAUUUCAAACACCUUUGUCUUACAGUCUAGUGAAUGAUUCGCAACUUACCAAAUCCCGCAUUACAGAAGGCUUCCUGGGGAUGUUGCGGCCUACAAGUACAGGCCUGGCUUAAAGCCACGAGACCGAGGAACAAAGCAGCGUGAACGAUAAAGGACAUUCUCUCCUUGUGUCGUUUUUGUACACUUCAACUCUCUACUUUGCCUUGCUUGUUGAGGAUUAAAAAGAGUGAUUCGUGUAUCUGAUAGCUGGCUCAGUUUCUGCUUAUAUACUGACAUCAUCAGCGCAUGUCAAAGGUGAUAUCCCGCAGAGCCAGGUGCAGCGGACGAAAGCUCCGUGCCAUGCGUCACUGAAACGUGUAAGCAAGCAGAAAUAUGUGCUACGAAACCAUAUUUCCUCUGAAAGUGUGAACUCGGAGGAUUCUCGAUCACGCGGUUUUCGGGGGGAGGGGCGGCGGCGGCGGGAGGAGGUAAGUCGUCGCCAACAGAAUACAAAGAGGGUGUUAUAGAAAUUGACUGAAAAUCUUCCGAGGCCCCCCCCCCCUACACAGGUGAUAAAUAAUGACCUGUCUACCGGUCCCUUAGUAAGACUUUUCUUUUGGCCUUCGGUAAGAACGGUAAGAAGUCUGGAGGAAGAGUUGGAAGAGAGUUUCACCGAAGUAAAGAAGAGAAGAAAAUUGUUAUGAAGGGACAGUGAGCAUACAGUUUGACUGUUUGGAUCAGAGCGACAGAAGAAUAUUAGGAACAGUGAUAAAAAUGGUAAGAAGUCUAGUGGGAAAGGGAAAUAGUUGGAGCAGAGUUACACGGAAGUUAAAGAGAAGAGGAACAUUUUUUAGACCAGAGGAGUAUGGAAGUAGAAGUAGAACAAAUUCAGUAGGAACAGUGGAAGAUUGGAAUAGUAAAAUAUUGGAAUAGUGGAAGAUUGGAACAGUGGAAGAUUGGAAUAGUAAAAUAUUGGAAUAGUGGAAGAUUGGAAUAGUAAAAUAUUGGAAUAGUGGAAGAUUGGAAUAGUAAAAGAUUGGAAUAGUGGAAGAUUGGAAUAGUGGAAGAUUGGAAUAGUGGAAGAUUGGAAUGGUGGAAGAUUGGAAUAGUGGAAGAUUGGAAUAGUAGAACAUUGGAAUAGUGGAAGAUUGGAACAGUGGAAGAUUGGAACAGUGGAAGAUUGGAACAGUGGAAGAUUGGAAUAGUAAAAUAUUGGAAUAGUGGAAGAUUGGAAUAGUAAAAUAUUGGAAUAGUGGAAGAUUGGAAUAGUAAAAGAUUGGAAUAGUGGAAGAUUGGAAUAGUGGAAGAUUGGAAUGGUGGAAGAUUGGAAUGGUGGAAGAUUGGAAUGGUGGAAGAUUGGAAUAGUGGAAGAUUGGAAUAGUAGAACACUGGAAUAGUGGAAGAUUGGAAUAGUAGAACACUGGAAUAGUGGAAUAGUAGAACACUGGAAUAGUGGAACAGUGAAACAAAGGAACAGAGGAACAUGAGAAUAGGGCAAGAGAAGAACAGAGGAAUAUGAUAAGGUAUAAAAAGAGCUCGGACGAAAUGAGCAGAGGAUUAAAAGUAUACAAGGACAAUAGAAAACGAGGAACGGUUAAACUGAGAGGAAAAAUAGGAACAAAUAUACAAAGGAACAGAGGAAUACACGGACAAAAGAACGGAUGGAAAGAGAAACGUAGAAACAUAAAGACAGAAGGAGGACCAGAGGAUAAACCCUAACCUCUUCAUAGUAUCAGUAAGAGACGAAGUGGCUUAAUGUUCAGUGCACUGGACUCCGGGUCGAGAGGUACUGGGUCGAGAGGUUCCGGGCCGAAAGGUCCCGGGUCGAGAGGUCCCGGAUCGGGAGGUCCUGGGUCGAGAGGUCCCGGGUCGAGAGGUCCCGGGUCAAGAUGUCCCGGGUCGAGAGGUCCUGGUUCGAGACCUGGCAGGUCAACGUGUAGGCUCCAGUAAAGACCUUACCUAGACCUCUCUUCAUAGUAUCAGUUCCUGCCUUGGCCGUGGUUUUCACGGUAGCAGUUAUUGGUUUGGAAAACACUUUUGGGAGGUUUUUUUCAAUCAGAUUUCCUUUAAAAAUGCUUGGUUUAAUCUUGGCAAAAAUUUGCCAUUCAUAAUGCAAAGAUCGAGAAAAACGUCAUGAGGUUAAUGAAAAUAUCUAUCAGACAUACUCGGCAUUUUGUGCGUUAUUUUUUUUCUAAAAGUCUAAAACUAACGUUGUAGUUUUUUUGCAAAUAGUAUGUUCUUUGUUCAGUUCCUAUGGUUUCACUUUGGUGAUGCAGGUCUUGUAGUGACUGGUUUUACGCCAAGAGCAUGCGGUUUUUUCAGCAUUUUGAAUGCAGUAGGAAUGACCCCAUUCGCAGCUGUUGUGAUCGAUUCCAGAAGGCUUACCACACCCCUUUAGUUUCGGCUUCUUGUCACAAAACACAGUGUAACACGGCGAGAUCUGACAAGCGCAGUUCCCUCGGUAAAACCGCCGUACCCCAAGACGCUGGCGCACAGUGAUUUGAGGCCAUUCCUGGUUCCAGUGGCACUGAUUGAGCUCUAGCUUUCUUUUCCUGACUUGGCCUGAGAUGAGGUACACUUUGUUGUUAUUCAGUUUGACCCCGCACAGGCUAUCAAGAGUAAAGGUGUAAGCUUUGGCAAAAAGGCUUCGCUGUCUGGAGCCGUAAACAUUGACGCUUUCCAUCUCAUGGAGUCGGUGUUCUCCUUUGUAUGUUUUCAGGAUGCGGAGGUCGAAGAUACGAGUAAAAUUGUCGAGGUAUUCCUCUUGAAACAAAACCUUUGCUCGGAUAACUAGACAUGGGAAGGAAAAAUACAGAUAGUAACAAUGUUUUCUAGUACACCGUAACUAGGACACUAUUUUUUUUAUUGUAGCGCCAUCUUUCUGUAUAUCAACCACACACAGCCCACAAUUCCUCCACUCGCUUGGAUGAAGGGCUUACGCUCGUAAUGUUAUCCUUAGAAUCCCAAUACAAGUGAUAAAAUCAAAUGAUCUUGUAAUAACCCCCGCAGACACAGCACCACAGUUUCUUUUUCUCUCUAGAAACAGUCAGUCUCCUUCGCGCUUUCGCCUUCGCAGCCACUCUUUGGAUUGUCAGGCAAGGUUUACUACAUAAGAAGCGUAGGGCGGGCGGGCAUUAGACAAACGGCACGCGCGGUUGUCCCACAAACGCUGACCCCACCAUUUUAUUUUCGCACACUCGCUUUUUCGAUCAAGAGUCUUACACAGUGUACUUCAAACGAAAGAAAGUAACUACAGCUGCCAAUCAGAACAAGGUAAAAAUGUUACGAAGAGCCGAUUAGAACUCACAGUUAAAACAAGCAAACUGCAGCAGCCCAAAGCGCGGGAAAACGCGAGUGACCAAAUCGCAGUGUUGUAGUGUCGCGUUUGAUGUUUGAUGGGGAGGCACCGAGUUUCCUUUUCGAAUAACGGAGCAUAGACAUUUAUUUUUUCCGAUUUAUUCCGGAAUACUUUCGACAUUCCAAUAUUAAAAACUUUGCUCCAAUGCUCUUAAAUCAACUUUUGUUGUCUGGGUGAAAUUUCUGUUGAUUUAUACCUUCAGGAAUUUUUAAGAGUACAUUAAUACGGAGGAAAUUAAGAGAAUUGCUAAGGAAAACAUGUGACCUAACCUCACUAAUUAAACAAAUGCUCUUUCCGGCCAAAAAUAAUGUGAUAGUAAGCGAUAAAUUAACUUUGUUUGGAAAAGCCCUGCAAAUAUUUUCUCAAGUAAGUGUGAACAGGAAAGGAUUUGAUUUGGUUUCCAAACCUGAAGCUUAAAGAAGGUGGCUGUUGUGGCCAAUGACCUCAUUUAUUUAAAAUUCGCCCUCAUUCCCCGUUUGUACUAGAGUUUUUACGAAUCUUUGACAGUUUUUUUGUUGUUUCAAUGUGAUUAUUCAUUUGAUUUUUAGUGUUUUGGUAAUACCUUCCUGUUAAAAUUCACCAGUUUGCACGUUGAAAGCGAAUGCAGCUUGAGGUGAAAUUGGGUAUUCCGUCGAAAAUAUGCAGAAGGCUUGUUUUGUGGCGAGCUUGGGGUUAACAAAAAAUAUUAGUCCCUUUUGAAGAUUGAAAUCCUAGAAAAAGUUCCGAUUUCGCUGUCGGAUACAAUAUCAUUGAUUUAAAGGGCGUGCUUUAAUAAGCUCAAGAGAAGUCUUGGAAAAAGUUCAAAUAAGGCAGUCAUUCUGCCAAGUAAGAGCUUCAUCGAUGACGAGUGCUUUCGACUUGUAAAGACUUAUUGAUUAAAAUUUGCUCUAACACACUCCAGGUUAUUAUCUUCAUAACGUAAAAUGAAAAAUAACUUUAGAGGUUUUCAUCAUUUCUUUUAAAAACUGAAGUUAUUGGAUUCUUUCAAGUGUGCAUGUAGCUGCAAGGAGUACAGAUGGUCAUAUACACUAGUUACAAAAUAAAACAGAUAUGGCGUGCGAAAUAAGUCUUUGAAAAUGUCGUUUUUACCCUUAAACCCAGACAUGACGUAAAUCAUUGUCGGGUUUUUUUUUUUUGUUGUACUUCGAAACUAAAGCAGUUUCGUAUGUUGAGGCACCUGGUUUUUAAGAAUCAGUUGGGUAAUUACAGGACUGCUCUUGGCUUUUUAAGUUUUGUGGUCGCGGUACAUAAGAGAAGUUUGAAAUCGUUUUACCAAGGAUUUUUGUUUCGAACUAGUAGUCUUACCAGUUCUCUAUGCAAAAACAAAACAAAACAAAACAAAACGUUUUUUAAAGUCGAAACAGGUUUACCAAAAGAUUCUCAAGAUUUCCAAUAAUAGUAUAUUUUUUUUUCGUUACUUUGAAUUUGAUGAGUCAAUCGUUCGAAGAAGUCGCCCCGAAAAUAGGUUGACUUUAGCUGUCUCGACUCCCGUCAGGAAGAAAGGCUUGGGAGUCGGCGCAAAAAAAGGGCUCCGCAGCACUGCAGUUUUAACAAAACUCGACUAUUGACUUUUCAAGAUAAUCAAGUUUAUACGUGGGACAUAAGAGUUUCUCAUAGAAAUUUUCAUCGGAAUAGGAAAACUCGACGAAAACUAAAAACAACUGGACAAAACUGAAAACCGUUACCAAGAUAAAUUCAAAAAGAGGAGAAAUAGUUAACCCAGGAGGAAGAAAAGCAAGUCAAUAAAACCGAAUGAAAACCAAGGUAGAGACCACGAAGAGUCCAGAAAACCAUAGAACAAUCAAGAUGAUCAAAACCUUAAAUCCUAUUAGUCUCAACUAGUUAGGAGGAACAAUCAUCACUCUUGUAAAAUGUCCGAGUUCUCAAAACAUUUCAAGAGUAAGGGCUUUACUUACCAAAAUGCGCACUACAAAAAACCUCUUGUGGAUGUCUCUCGGGGCAAGAACAUGGUAACGCAUCAACUGUGUUCACUGCACCAAGUAGCAAAACGAUAUAAAAGAGAUGAGACAUCAUGACGUCUCUUUCUAAUUUCUCAAUCGAGGAACGCAAACUCCUGCUGACACUCCGAGGCCUCAAUGACCAAUUACUGCGUCUGAAAAUUGUCUUGCCACUUAUAUAGCAAGUUGAACCAGCAUGAAGCCAUAAUUUUUUUGGCUGAAAUUGGAGCAUGUUGUACUUGGCGCCACGCCGCAAAGCCGUGUGCCGCGUCGAUGACUGGGAGAAAAAACGCCCAUUAGUCCAUUUAUUUCAAUUUUAAUGUAAGAAAGAAUAAAAUGAGUGCGAAUUUUUGUCAAUACCAUUAAAGGAGAAAAUAGCCUUAGUACGACAUGUGAAUUCAAUUGUGCUGAUUUCAAUGCUUCUUUGCUGACGACAGUCACCCAAAUGUCAACAAACUCUUGACCAGAUCUCGGUAAAGUAGCAAUAAAAAUAGCAAUUCCAAUACUAUUUCAAAAUAGAUGGUUUUAAGACGAUUUUCCGGCUUUUCAAUCCUUGAUAUAUAUUCUUUUGAAAACUGAUCCUUCAAUAAAGGGAUUUAUAGCUUAAAAUUAGAAUAUCUGCCAUAUUGCGUGAGAAAUCCGAUAACGAGGAUCAAUUCUUGUCGACACUACCAAUGAACGGUCUCAAAUUCUGAUUUUUGAUAACGGAACGAAUUUAUGAUCGAUUAAAAUGAAAAUUUUCAUGCCUUUUGCUAGACCAUCGACCGUGCAUCAUGAUGUAGGAAGAACUCAUUAAAAUCUUAUCUUCCAAAUGUGAGACCGCAAUAUUGAACCAUGAACUAUUAAAAGUCUAGACGGAUAUAACUCUAAACAAACAGCGUAAUUUACUCCAGACUGCAAUGAAAACAAAACCGGGUGCAUAACUGUUCGAAACUGUUUUGGGUUUCUAGAAAACUUGAUCAUAAUGUUGAUGGAAAUGCUGGAAAAUUCUCGGGGCGGCCUUUGAGUAAUACGAGCGUAAUCGUAGAUGAACCAAGGUCAAAUUUUUUUUAGGCAUCUGGGGAGAAUUCUGGAAGAGUUUACCAGCUUACCACACACAGUAGAGAAAAAUCAACUCCUGUCCCCGUUUUUUUUUUAAAUGAAAUCCGCACUUUCUGCGUAGAAUUUUGAGUUUAUUCAGUUGUCAGGCAUUUCGUGUGUUGAGCGAGAAAGCUACUGGUGUGUUUACUAUUAAUAUCAGCAUUUUCAUUUAUUAUUUGCUCACAGCUAACAUCAGCAAAGCUGCAUAUGAUUAACAUUCUUUGUAGGUGGAAAAAAAGUCAUAUUGAUUCAAGACGGCCAUAUGUUAGAUAACAUUUAUACUUUUUCAACGAGAAACCUUUGAUGGUUCCUCAAUUACCUACAUUAUUGUUCUUUUUUUAAUCUUUAAUUUGUCUGUUUGCUGUCAGUUUUCAAGGUAAAACUUUGUCUCUGCAGUUUCUAUACUCAGCGGUUUCUUGCCAUGAGCAUGCGGUUGCCUCCCUGUUUUUCUUACAGUAAGAGUAACGCCAUUCGCAGCCCUGGUAGAAUUGUUGCAUUGUGUGAUAAUCGUGGGAGACCUGGCAUCCUUUCAAGGGCUGAACGCAGUCAGUUGCUCCAAAGCAAGCCGGUGUAAUAUGGCACUCGCAGUUUCGACCGUAAAAUCUCUCAAUUCCCUCACGCUGUUCGCUAGUAACUUCUUUCCACGGUUGAAUCCAGCUACGCUGAUUCAGCAGAAUCUCCCCUUUCUUGAUACUUCCAGCGAGGAAAUACUCAGUGCUGCUUCGAAGCUCAACGUGAACACUGUAGGCUUUUACGAAAGAACCAUUAUCUGCAGUGAUGUUGAUGGUGAUUUCCGGGAAUUUCUCCUGUCCUUUGUAAAUAUGAUAAAUUUUAAGAUCGUGUUCGAAUAUACUUUGUUUGUGGUUCUCUUCUCUUGACUGGUUCUUCGGCAAGACCUCGGCUCGAACCGCUGCAAAGCAAAGAAUGUCUUUCAGUUCUCAUUGACACUUCACAUUGUUCUCAUAGAAACUUUGUGCGUUUUCCUUCGUUUGUCUACUGCAGAACUCUCUGAUCGCACCUAACGGAAACUUCCUCGGGGAUUACCCGAGAGAACUUCCCAGGGUGCAAGUGGCCUGGGUGAUAAGUAUGUCUAACAAACAUAUCGCGUUUGGUGUAAUUCUGAAACACCGACUCUGCAAGGUUCCACGAAUCAUUCAAAGGAAGCAGGUUCGUUUUAUUGAGGAAAUUUUAAAUCCUAAGCAGAUAUCUUAACCCUCUACAACAAAAACAACAACAUUUAUUACUUAUAGUGCGUCUUUUCUAUAUAAAUUAUCAAAAGUGCGUUACAACAAUUAUAAUACAAAUAAUAAUAACUUAAUAAAACUAUAUAUAUAUGAAUGUGGGGGUAGAGUCUAACUAGGCAUAAAGUGCUCAAUGCUGUGGUAGCAGAGCUAAGUAUACAUAAGUUAAAGAAUUAAAGAUCGAUGCGUCCUCUUUAAUUCUUUAACUUAUGUGUAUAUAUAUAUAUAUAUAUAUAUAUAUAUAUAUAUAUAUAUAUAUAUAUAUAUAUAUGUAUGUAUGCAUGCAUGUAUAUGCAUGUUUUCUAAAAAAGGUACCAAAAAUGCCUUGGAAAACGAAUAAGUCUCAAGUAAACGUUUAAAAGAAUCAACGCUUUUAGUCUGCCUUAUUGGCAAGGGAUGGCCGUUCCAUAGGACCGGGGCCACCACUGUAAAUGAUUGGUCCCCCAUAGUCUUUUCCGUUAUGAAUCGUGGAGAUUCAAGCAAUGUGCCAUUAUUAUUGCGACGGAAUUGAUAAUGUGAAACAGGCAAGAUAGAAAUUAAAUUCUUACGAUAGUUUGGAACUAAGCUUUGAAGUAUUUUAGAUGUGAUAAGAAGAAUCUUAAAAUAUAUGCGCAACUUUACUGAUAAACAGUGAAGUUUCCGAACAUCCUUUACAUCCUAACAAUAGCAUGCAUAUCCUCAAUACUGUUCUCUAUACAUUUCCUAAGGUGCUGACAGGGAAAAUUUGAGUAACAAUCAAGAGCCUGUUUAGUUGGUGAUCAUUUCCUGUGUUCUUGUUUCCUUACUGUGUGAUUCAGGGGUGAUAUUUAAUCAAGUUUCUGAUUUACAAGUAAAAUGACAAAUUUGAGGUAGGCUUAAAACAGAAUACAAGACUCCUUAAAAAUAGGCCACUUAUUAUUACAUCUACAGAAUUAAUUAAGUAAUAAAAUUAUCUAAAAAGUCGUUAGUGUAACAUGUCAGUUGUAAAAGACAUGCGACAUGAAGGCUAAUCAAUAAAAUUAUUAUAAGUGGACUAAUGAUUUAGUAAAGUACAGUGUAAAAUUUAAAAAAAUCUACGUUAAAUUUAUCAUGAUAAAAGGCCAUCAAAUUCUUACGAACGAUCGACAAGGUAUUUGACUCCCUUAAACUAAGGGGUAGUUUAUUCCACAGGCGAGAGAUUCGAACAAAAAAAAAGAAUUCUUAAAGACGUCAGUCCUGCUGAAAGGGACAUCAAGCGUUAAAUGAUCAACGUUUCUCAACGGUUUGAUACAAGAGCAAAAUAUUGAAAGGAGAAACUAGAUGUUAGUCACUCUUAGGAGUUAAAGGGUUAAAAGAAAAAUGCUAACUGUACAGUUGUGAUUAAGAUAUGCUGCUAAAUGUAUGCUUACUCCACAUUUGCGCUCAACGUCUGGCUCAUAGCUUUUGUUCUGGGUUUAGUUUUGACGUCAUUUUGGGCGAACCUUCUAUUGUACUGUGAAGUUCCUUCCCCCCCAUGCACAAGUCACGAAAGAUUACAGAAAUUAACGUCGUAAAAAAUUGUUUCCGGCCUCCAACGAGUACAAAUAUUUUUACUUCCAUCAAUUGUAAAUAAUAAUUUCCAAAUGCAUAUCUUAAAUAUUGUUUCUUAACAAAAUACGCAACGUUUAAGGGCGAUACUUCCGAGAAAAUGUACGCUCCGCUUAACACUUUUUUCAAAAAUCACGUAUUCGUCGUGUAUCCGCUUUAGAUUACAUGAGAGAUCAUGCACAAUCAUUGUGUGAACUAAAUUGACCCUUCUGACGAACUCCCAUUGCUCGGGCAAACUAGGAUUCAUCAAGAAAGAAAUUUAAAAGAAUUGUGCAUCUUUUCAAAGUCAUCAUUUACAAUCCUUGUAAUCUUUGGCAUCCUUAACAGAUUUGGUCUUAUCUGUUUUGUAUUUUUAUAGCCUAAAACAGUGUUAUAUCAAAGCUUCAUUUUGUUUAUAGGCAAAUUUCCCUGUUGUAAAAAUAAAGUUGGCCUUGAAAGAUCGCAACGUUACUUCGUUUAGACGGAGAAUCCUUUCUGCGUUGUUUCGCUAUCAAAUCAUUUACAGAUACUUGUUUAUUUCAACAAUUCUUUUUCUCUGUGUGUAUAUAAAUGUAACUCGGGAACGUGCGGUUUGGAGUUCGUCUGUGGUAGAUAGCCAUACUAUUACCAUUUCGAGACUUUGAGCACGGUGCCCAACGGAUUCACUUGAAAAUUCUGAAAGGUGUUUGAUGAGUUCCUCGGCCCAAACAAAAGGCCUCGUCAUACGAGCCACGAACUAUUUUUUUACAUGUAUUCGACAACUUUUUUUUCUAUGAAACAUCUUGACUUACCAAAAUCAGCUGAGCAAAACUGUUCUUGUGGAUGUCUCAGAAAGACUGCAGUGUCUUCUCUUUCAAUGGGGCCUGCUGUGCAAAGUAAAGCGGCGCACGAGAAUAAAAUGACGCGAUGAAUAGUCGAGUGCAUACUGAUCUGGUGUGGAAAACUGGACCUUAGAAUUGCUUCGAGGAGCUGAGAGGUACUGCUUUAUAUAGUCGUAGGAACAUCGUGAAAUCACGUCUGCAUGUGACGUAAUGCGAUCAAAUUACUUAAACUGUCAAACUGGAUGAUUAGUGCUGCUCAUGUUCUAAAAAAAUCGGUGAAGUUGCACGUUCGAAUUCCGUAAAGAUACUGGGUGACUGAAAAGACGUGUUUUUUUUUUCACGUAUUUCCUGUCCCGGUAGGUGUUGACACACAGUUAGGCGGCCGCCAUGCAAACAUUUACACAGUGUCAGCUCUGCACGUACGUUGUUAAGCAACCUUGAGGACAACCUUGAGUGACCCAAUUCUGCUUAUUUUGGUGAAGGUGAACUACAAUCUCAAAGUUUUUAAGAAACUUGAAUUUAUCUCUGAGAUUGGCGCUUUUUGCAACCCUCGUUAAUUGUCUUGACUAUUGACCAUGUUUGGUGAUUGAUGCUGCAUGUCUAUCAUUUAAACUAUGAUUUCAAAGUUUUCUUGUAUUUUUAAUAGCACUCUUUACCUUUUAUUUACUGGACAAGUCUUACCGUAAAUCCUUGAAUUAGCGCUAAGGGUGCUUAUUUCGAAUUUGAGUUCAGAAGGGGGGGGGGGAAGAAGGGAAGGGGUGAGGGGUAGGGAGGAAACGGUAAUUUAAAUUCUCGCAAAUCGAAGCCCGAUGCUAUUUUUUUUCGUGAUAAAACGAAACUCUUGAAACUCCCCAGAAACUCUUUAUGGUGGCAAUUUACAUCAUCUUGAAUUAUCUGGUUAUACUUACUUAAUUAUACAGCGGCACAGUUGGGACUCUUGCUUAUUUUCCAAAACCGGCGUGUUUGCAAACUGAAAGAAGUAUUGUAUACAUUUGCAUUUCCAAUAUUGCAAUUACACGCUCAACUAGACUGGCGAACGUGAUCAUUUGUUUAUAAAAAGAGAAAGGAGGAUGAGUGGCGUUCAUUCGAAGAGAGGACGCAUAUUUUUGGGCUACGGGAGGGGCGCUUAUUCAUGGAUUUACGGUAGCUUUCCAUGAGUCCCCCUCCAUCCAGGAAUACAACUAAGAACUAGUUCAGUGUCUGGAAAACUUCACGAGGGUGUUUCAUGAGGAAGACAAUAGCACCACAUUCAGAAAUAGCCGCAAUACUUCUAGGCAAUAGAUUGACCCCUAAUGCAAUAACAUCAGUAUGUAUAUUCUCCAUACUGUUCUCUAUACAUUUCUUAACGUGCUGACGAGGAGAAUUUGUUUAAAAAAACAAGGGCUUAUUUAGUUUGCAUUAUUUCCAUUUUUCUCGUGAUCUCAAUGUGUGAUUUAGGGGGAAAUAUUGUUUGGAAAAAUACGAUGCUUGUCACUCUUGAAGGUUAAAGGGUUAAGAACAAUGGAACAUUUUGAUCUCGGUAGUGGAAUGAAGAAAGAUGUUAUUUGUCUCGUAACGAGCGUAUGACAAAGGAAAAAUCCGAGUGCUCACGAGAAAUCGGACCCCAGACCCUCGGAUUCCACCCUCCAUGCCACAUGAGCAUCAUGAAACCCCAAAGGUUUGGGGUUCCAUCUUUCCUGGGAACUCAAUUUUUUUCUUUUUCCCACGCUCCUUGUAAGACAAAUCACUUCCUUGAACGCUCCUAGUCGUUCCAUGUUAAGCUCCGAAAGUGUGGGUCAGUACUUCUAAGCUUGUAAGAUGAAAUAUUUCAUCACAAGAAACUAAAAAUGUUUUUAUAUCUCCCAAUUCCUCAAUUUUCGACUUUUUGUCCAUCUGUAUCGCUAGAGAUGGCUCCAAAUGACCGUCUCUAGUCGUAUCUUCAAAGUUGGUGUCAAGUUUUGAGAUUCCAUUGGAAAGGUAACACGAUUUUUGGGCCAACAGUGAUCUUGAAUUGCCCUCCGGCUUACUUAAUUUGUUUACUUUAUUUUAUAAAAGGAAACUCUAAAAGACACAACAAAUAGUUUGGUAUUGGGUGUCAUCAGAAGCAUGUAAAUGGUGUCAUCCAACUGUGUUUAGUCUAGAAUAGAGUGUCUGCCGCAUAAUUUAAUUGUAAACUAGUCUUGUUAACCCAAACGAUUGGUAGUAAAUAAAAGUUUAAAUUGAAUUAUGACUCGGUUUUGCUAAACAGCGGAUAAAUUUUGGGUAAACACUAAGCCCUCUGACUUUGGCACAGCUUUUCUCUUUGUCGAAAAGCUCAAGAAGCUGAUUUGGUGUGAAUCAGAGGUUUGGAAAAACGCUAAACUAUCGGAAUGAGUACGAUUUCUUCCAAGGCUCAACAGAUGGGGCACACCAUCAGUGAACAUUAGCAUUGCUAUUUCAAGAAAUUUUUAGGGCUUGAAGCUUUUUGGGUUUAGGCACUGAAAUACUUUAAGCUUAUGUUUUUUUUAUUAUUAGUGUGGUGUUGUUGAUAGGAUUAUGAAGAAAUCCAAACUUCUUACGUACACGUUUUUGUCUGCUGGUCAGAAUUCCCGACAUGUGGGAGUCAAAGUUUGUCAACAUCUGACUUUAAAAACACGACUAUUCCCAUCCUCUGUCUUUCAACUGAAGAUUUUCUGAAUUCCGCAGGCAUUUGAAAAUAACCUAUAAACUUGCCUGUCCUCGUCUUCUCGCCAAAUUCCUCUCUCGAGGAAAUUUAAAUUCACUUUCAAACGCUUCAUUUCUAGAUAAAAAUCGAUAUCCCUACGCUCAUAUCGUUCCUCAAUGUGUUUUAUACUCGCCGAAUUUAUUUUAUAUAUUCAGACUAUGCAAUACAGUUGGACUUUACUAAAUCUUUUUUAUUGACUAAUUUACAUGACAAAAAGCGUUUAUUCGUCUUUUAAACGACGUACAGUAAGCGUUCGUAAAUGAACUCAUUCUUAACAUGUAUUCGGUAAACAAAGAAUAAAAUGCAAUUUUCAAUUGAGCGCCGAAGGCAGUGUGGGAUUGCAAUUGGUUUUGCUUUCUUCGCUUUGUGAUUGGUCCAGAAAACUUAGCUUUGAUUUCUCAUUGGCUCCCAUAAAAAUUUCCUUUGAUCUGAUUGGUCAUUGUAGCUACUUGUUUUUUCUUUUUCUUUGUGUUCACGACACUCAAUUGAAAUACGCAAUUAUCUGAAUGCAUGCCUCUAGUUGUGCUUGUACGCGCUAAACCCAAUUUUCCUGGAUCGCGUCGAUGAAAAAGAUGUUUUGUCAAACACUGGUCUAAUUACCCAACGAGUAGGAGAUGCGACGGAUCGAGUUUUGGACAACGAUGACCAACUGGAAGCAAAGUACUAUUUUUUAGCAGUUUCUGAACUUUCUUUGUGCUGAAGAGAUAUGUUAACGUAAAUUAACAGCGAAAUCACCUUCUUCUUGGCAUAUACGUUUCAUACGCGAAUACAAAGCGUAAGUGAACCAUUUAAAAAUACACAAUUUUAUGUACAGACAAAGUGCUACUUGCAAUGCUCGACUGCUGUUCUAUCGCGACGCAUGGCAGGGAUGUGGAAGUCAACUGAACGCUUAACAGUAAAUUAUGUUAACUGAAACCAUUGCUCUUAUUGAAGACACUGAAGCAAUAUGAUUAGUUUGAGUUUCCUUUUCCAGUUGACGAACAUUUGUCCUCAGGUUGCAAUGCAUCAUGGUAUUUUCUUUAGGCAUCUUUUAUACUCAUCCGAUACCCGCCAGGCGCAUGCGUCACCGCUCCAGUCCCUCAUGCAGUAGGAGUGUUUACUUUUACAAUGUUCUUUCAUUGGUGCCUUCCAUUCGACUUUUUCACAGCCACUGAGCAUUUUAUCGCAGUUGCUACCGAAACACAUCCCCACUUGACACAUGCAGUUCUCUCCAUAAAAACGUCUGAUUCCAGCUCUUUGUUUGCGCGUUAUUAGCGACCACUCCGUCCUCCAUUUGCAACCUCCAGUCCGCAGCCUAUUGUGGAGUAUCUGCCCCGUCAGAAGGUACACGGUGCGGUUGCGCAAUGGCACGUGGCACGACGACGCGCGUGCCGGCGUGUACAGCUUUGCACGCAGAGUUCGACGCCGUGAGCCGUACACUUCCACACCCUCUGUUUUAUUGAUUUCUCGAGCUCCUUUGUAUAUCUUGAGUAUCCUCAAAGUGUACACUUGUUCUUGGAUGAAUUCUGCUGGGAUGUUCUCCUCAAUGGCUGUCUCUGGUGGUUCUGUCUGAAGAGGUUGCUCUGUGGACUCGGAAAGGACUUUGGCUCGAAUAACUGUCGAAACAAAACAAAAAUAGCAACUCAGUGUAUUUCAGCCACGGCACAGCCACAAAAUGGCUCCUUAUCUCCUGCCUCCAGGCCCAACUGUAUUUUUCAUGCAGGUUUUGGUUGGAUACGGAAAAGCGGAAAACCUAGAGGAAAGCCCUCGGGGGCAAGGUCGAGAACCCAUCACCUUGACCCGCAAGUGAUGGAACGUUGAAGCUGAAGACCUUUGAUUGCCCGCAAUGUGUUGUGCACCCUUAAAAAUUUUUGCGCAGUUGAAUGUCCAUAUGGAAACGACAGCUAGUCAUAAAUGAUCACAUGCAGUGGUUGCUUGCUUCAUGGUCGGUUCAAACUUUCAUUGUUUUACAUAUUACAUAUCUAAUCUAUAUCUUUAUAACUGCCUUACUCUACAUUAUAACUUUCUCCACAUGAUAGUGCUACCCACUAACUUUGAUUCAAAUGGUCACACUCUGGGUUUCACCCACAAAAUGAAAAGUGAGAACACUUUGUGCAACGUAAUAAACAGUUUUACUUGAAAGAAGAGCUCAGUAUUUACACUAGGUUCCAAACACAAACUAAAAAAGUUAAAAUCCCUUUUAAUCGCACGAAAAACAAUGAGAGCACUGUUUAGUUGCUUUUACUUAAACUCCAGAGUUCUACAGUUUACAGACGCUAUAAGCUAGUGCUACUUCAGUUGAAUAGCACAACACAGUCACAUCACCAAAAACAAUGAGAACACAGUUUACAGACGCUGUAAGCUAGAGCUACUUCAGUUGAACAGCACAACACACAGUCACAGAACCAAAAACAAUGAGAGUACUGUUUAGUUGCUUUCACCUAAACACCAGGGUUCCACAGUUUACAGACGCCAUAAGCUAGAGCUACUGCAGUUGAACAGCACAACACACAGUCAUAUCGAAUCACUGCUCAGAAGCUUCCAAGUGAAUGUUGCAGAAGGUUAGAACUACCAUGCAGAACAUAACAAACAGCACCAUUUGGAAAUGCACCUCCUGAGCAGCUUUUGAUAUCAAAUCCUAAACCACAGAGUUCAAACCGCUUUGUGCAUGUUAACAGUCUAGAAUGCUGAAGGAUUUGAAGAUGGUCAUACACCUAAAUGUAAACCCCCGAAUGGACUCUUUUCGUGAACAACGCAUGCUUAAGCACAUCAUCGUCACAUGCGCAUAACUCUUUCUGAAAGGUCAAUCUAUUGAAUAAAACGUCGUGAGACAAACUAAAAUGAACCUCUAAAAAAAGUCCGAGAAUCUGCCGACUCUGAGCAUUUUGUCAAAGAUUGUUAGACAUUACACUUAAGCCAGAAUUUAAGACUUAUCAAUACUUUUCAAGCUGAUAUGCAGUUACCGUAUUUGAGAAAACUUCACUGAUGCAAUUAAAUGAGAUUUGACAUUGUGAUGAAAAAUAGAGCAGAACUUUCUCUUAGCAGCAGGUGACACAAACCAACGUGAAUCACAAUAGCUCGUCUUGAACUAUACCAGAUAUAAUGCUAACUUUAAUAUUGGGGAUUAAGUCUCAGGAAUAGUAUUAAGUUUUAAUCCUUCGCAACUAGUGCAGUGCCAACUCAUAAGCGAGAGGUUAUUAGCGAAGAAAACGGUUAUUAAUUCCUAGCUUGAAAAUUGAGCCCUCUUGUCUUCCAAGUGGUAUGAAUUUCUUUCGUCGAAAACGAUUUUAGUGUUUGUUUUGUUUAAUUCCUUUGGUAAGGUUUAGUCUUUUAACUGUGACCGAAGAUAUUUGAUAAACGUAGAAGAAAGGUGAAUUGUCUUGAAACAUGGAUAGUCUACGGCCAUUAUGUAAUGUUUAAAACACCUUACAGCCACCCUUGUGUCAGUUUUUAAUUUGCAUCAAGGAGUUUAGUGCUUUAGUAGCCAUACUUUACAAUGUAAAUCCAAUUUAUUAGUAGAUUGCACGAUCCGAUCUUGAAUGGAGAUUACGGAAUUUGAAAACACAAGAUACGCGAAACACGAACGGGCUAAGGUGAAACACUUUUUCAAUUGAAUUAAUUGGCCACCCUCUGACAUACUGUAUGGAAAAGUACGCUGUAUGUUGGAUAAUGAAUCCAGAGAAAACUGUCUGCAUUUGGGUUCAAAAAACUAAAAGAGCGAUUUCAAAAAGAGUUCUACUUCUCUUUAUCAAUCAUUUCCUUUCCUGUGUCGAAGUGUGAGAGCUUUUUUUUUUCACAGUUCCUAUCAUCAACGACGCGACAUCUGACUUAAUAGAAGGUUCAAAUUAGAUUACACAAUACCCAGAGGAAAAGGGAAGGAUUUGGCGCUUGAUCAGUCUCACAGCACGGAUCGUUACCGGCUUUUUCAUCUUUUUUGUAAACACGCUUUUUUUUUUCCUGGCUCGCCUGUUUCAAUAUAAAACUCACUAGCCACGGGUUUUACAGGCUAACGUGACAUGCGAAUUUUUGCGUGACUAAAAAAAAAAACUUUGAUGUUUAAAUAGAAAUAUUUGUCAUUAUUCAUCCUCUAUAAAAUUUUCUCCUUCGCAAUCGUCAUUCGUUUAGAGCUAUCCUGAAUAAAAUUUUCCUCAAUUCUUUAAAAACAUUUCAAAGAUUCGUGAUUUGUUUUUUUUCAACAACCCAAAACCUGCGUGAGUUUCCUGUGUUGCGUUAAGUAGCUCUCGGUGAAUCAGGGCAGAAGGUCCUUUUUCAAAAAAAAAAAACCUUGGCCGUGAAUAUUUCUGUUUGUUUUGUCUGCCGUCUGGGACUGUGUUCAAGCUGUUCUUAGUGAGAAGAUUUCGUCGUUGCCAACGUUGCGGUUUCGUCGUAAAAACAAAAAUGUUCAGAUUAACGAGUUUAACCUUCGCCGCUCGUGUAUCCAUGACAAAUAUUUUGGGUUUGUCAAAACUUAUCUUGGGAUUUAUCUCUAUGUCAUGCCCUGGGUGAAUUUUUUCAGAGAUACCUCCGAAGUGACAAUUUUCCGUUCGUAAAACUCUUAUUUAUUAUAGUCUGAGAGAGAGAGAGAGAGAAAAAGUCGAGUUGAGAUUCAAUAUCAAAUAUGAUAGCGAAUCAACGAGACCGACGGAAUCAACACCGGAAGAAAACGUAACCGACCACCUGAAUUCUUUAAUUUCCUCGUCAAUGGUAUUAGCGAUAAUAGAGGUAUUAAAAUCUCUUAAAGAAGGUCCACUCGUUUUUUAACCUGAUUAUUACCUCAUAGCUAAUACCUUAUAAACCGCUCUGCUAUGUUUUGCACAGAAAAGAAAUGACAAACGUGUAAUGUUAUUUUGCACGCAAUCAAAUGUAUUGUGAAUCUUGAAAGUAAUAAACACCCGUAAGUGACUUCACUGACAUCUUUCCAUUUCAUUUCAACAAAGCCGUUCAUUCAUCUUUACUUUCAUCUUGGAUUUCGUCUUGAAAGGUAGCCGACUGCGGACAGAGCAACGUUUUCUUCCUAUAAAAUCACGAUGCAUGAAUACGUAGUUUGAAACAAGUGAAGAAGUCAAACGGCCGAAAUGUUGAAUUUUAUCAGCGUGCUUCUGCAAAAAUUUGCUGACGUUUUCAAAAGAUUUUUCAUGCAGGCUUUUGCAUACGACAUGUAACCCUCCUAAUGACACAAAAUAUUCAUUACUCACCGAAAGCAGAGUUGCAAUAUUCAUUUUGAGGAUGACUCGGCAAACACGAGCAAGCACGACACACAGAAAUAAAUGCGUUGCUGAGGAAAAAUAGUAUAAGAAGGUACCCCAUCGUUAAAUUCUCCAGAGCGUGCUUCCAAACCCCGACCGGUGUCUGUAAAUAAGCUUUUUUGUCAGCUAAAAGCUAUAUAUUCCCAGCCGAUAACGACUUAUUUGAGCUGUUUCCUUAGCAAGCGGCAAACUUCGCUUUGAGUCGUACGGUAACCGGAUAUAGGGCGUCUAUGAAGACAAAAAAAUUCAGCCCUCUUCGAGAACUCAUGAUGUCACUGGGCAUUAAAAAUACUUUUCAGCGAACAGGACAAAGUCACGCCUUAUCGACCACACGGGGCUGUCUCGCACUGAGAUGGCUUUUUUCGUAUUUUCUUUUUCCGGACAAAAUUUCCAGCCAAAUUUAUGAGAAAAUAGAGCCAAAAACAUGACCAAUAUCAAGUAGUUUCUUAUUAGCAAUCUACAAUAUAACGCGAUUUAUUAUUGUCGCUCAAUCCUAACAGUUCUGUUUUUUCCUAAAUAUGUUAUAUUCUUUUCAAUUAUUAUUGUAGCAUCUGAUGGCAUAGGUAGUUAUUUACAUAUAGCUGUGGAAUUUUAAAGACAGAUUCUCGUGACCCCUUGCUAAGGACUUGUUUAGAUUAAUUUUUCCUUAAGCAUGGAAAGUAUUUGUACUCACUCAGCUGAUAGCAUAUUUCGCAUUUUCCAAGGAGGUUUCCGAGUGGUUAUUUGGUAGCCAGCGCGUUUACUAAUUCUCAAAUUUAUCACGUUUUCACAAGACUUUCACUUUGGUGUGAUGUUAGAAAACUGUAAUGGGAUUUUAUCGCUCUCUCGCUUCGGGAUUUGUUACUCCAAUCGAUCAUCUUCUAACUUGGAAAACACGUGUCAUUCGCUUACGGCCUAAUUUCAAUUUUUUUGGAACAGAAUAUGAUUAUUCCUUGAUAUUUUCUUUCAAACAACAGACCAAAAACGUGAAAUGUGUUUAAAACCUGGAAUUAUUCAAUCUGGCUCGUGCAUCAACACAUUAUCAAGACCAUUAGUUGUAGAAUGAUGACGAAAGUAAUUGGAGGAAGGCGAAAAACAUUACAUCUUUGCGUGUGGUGUUCAGCUCUAUUUCAUUGGAGCAAUUUGGGCGGUCGAACCAUGAACUACUCUAGCGGUUUUUUUCCGAGAGCGAUUCCACGGAAUGUUUUCGUUUGAACUUUGUAAUCUGUUUAAAGUGAUAACCCCACUGAACGGAACUUUUUAAGAGUCUUUAGUGCCGCAAAGCGGAAAAAGGCUCUUUUUUCUUUUUUUUUUCCUUCUUCUUUUUUUUUAAUCAUACUAAUUUGAAUUAGUCACUGCUCCGAGCAAUAUUACCUUCCGUUCAGAGGAGACAACUAAAUAUUAGUUUCAUGGGGUGGAAAAUUAUAGAAGCGACCAGAGUAAAACGAAGGGAAAUUCAUGGAUGGCUUAGGACAGAAAUCGGUGGAAACCUGAUUGUAAAUAAGGAAAUAGAAAAAUUUGGCAGCCUUAUAAACCGAUAAUUAAUCCUUUGGCGUAAACGAUAUCAUUUCAGUGCAGCUUAUAUGUUGUAUUAUGCUAUAAAUCACGCUUAGAUAUUGAAAAAGAUUUUGAUGUGACAUAUUUGCUCUGAGAAGAUUCUAGUUAAUUUUUUGUUGUGUUUUAAACUAGGUCACAUACUUGUCCACCUCUACCCGCUUUUGGUCAAUUUUCCUCUUCGAAAUUACUGCUUUACAUCGUCCCCAAAUAGAUUUGUAUAAGUUGAUUCGCUUUUGUUUCAUUCUAAAUGUACCAUUGAUAAUGGUUCCGUUUUUUACAGCCAAAAGAUAGCUUCACAAUAAUUCAAAACAAUUUCAAUUUUUAGCUCAAGGAGUUGUAAGGAGUAUCAGACCCCAUGCCAAAUAUUUGAUUUAUUUAUAAUAACGAUGAUUAUUUUAAGACUGUCGGGGUGAUAAAGUGAAAUGUUGUGUUUGAAAGAAGCGCGUAACUGCUGUUUUCAACGGCUGUUAGCAAAGAUGAAUGUUAUACACCCUUUGCUAAUAUCGCGCAUUUUUUGGCUUUAAACUCUGAAUUUUUCGGUGUUUGUAUCCUAACCACCUUUAAUUAGAUCUGUUUUCUUAUCUAAAGUUAUCUUUAUUGAAACUUGUUUGCGGUAAACCAUUGGCUCCCAUGACACUCUUAAAUUUUUACUUCAAGUCUUAUCUAAUGUUGCAGUUUGAAAUGAAAUUAGAACAAUCGAAUAUACAUUUGAGCCAAUUAGCUCUAUCCGUAUUUGCUCUAAUAUCCACUCUCUCAAAACAAAUGCACAAGGCAUGAGUGAAAUAUAUCAUGUCAAAAUCGUGCCAAUUAUUUACUAAGUAAACAUGCAAGAGAAACCAUUUAAAACAUAUGAAAAUGGCUACUUCGUCGCUGAUGUAAUUGAAUCCAACUGCCCACCAGCAAAUGGAUAUACGCUUGCAUGAAGUUGUUAGAAUUGUUCUAGAAGUUUUAAGCUUAUUUUUUCAAGAAGCUUAAGGUUUAGAGAUAAGUAAGUUUCCUCUUUUUAUCAUUUCAAGUCAAAACCAAAUCGUUAAAGUAUUGUGAUAUAUCUUUGUGUGCUUGCAUGAAGUCACUGUAAUUAUUCUAGAAGCGUAGGGCUUAUUUUUUUCAAGAAGCUUAAGGCUUAAAGAUGAGUUACAUUCCUCUCUUUAUCAACUAAAAUUUAUGCCAAGCUGUGUUAGUAUAUAUUGUCGUAUUUCAUAAUCUUAAGAAGAUAUUUCCUUUCCAAAUUAUUGAUUUUAAGUUGUUGUGACAUGAAGAUAGUCUGUGAUUUCCAGUGGGCAAUGAUUGUUGCCGCUGAAUACUUUUUGCAUACCAUUUCUAUAGUCACGUUUUUUUGGUAUGUUUCGUCCGCCACUUUGAAAGAGGGGUGCAAAACUGCAAGAACUGAAAUGUUUCAUGCGCUGUAUCAUCCAGAAAUUUCGUUACAAAAUUGUAAGAGAGUUGAGGGAAUGUAUUCUAGUUUUCAAAACGUGGUUGUUUUUCAAAUUAAGAAACUCACGUCAUUUCAUUGUCUUACGACAGCUCUUAUAACCUCAAGAAGGUUUGCCAUCUAAAACUUCCUGAUUUUCAAUACCUAUAAAUGUGAUUAAUUAAUCGUAUAGUAUUGGGCCGAUAAGCUUAAGCUAAAUCUAAACUUAAUUCUUACAAGAUAAAUGAAAAAAUUCAGCCAAAUAGCCAAGGUCAGUUAGACAGCUAAGAAUCCUAUUGUCCGGUCACGCCCAUUUUUGACCAUUACCAUGCUCCACCGCACGACAAAAAACCAUUUGAAGACAAACUCUGGUGAACUCCAACGUGACAACUUAGGUAUUUUGUGCGCUACUCACAAUGACGAGAAUUCCUCGGAUUUAUUGACAUUCUUGCCGAAGAUUUACUGGCUCUUUCUUAAUAGAGAUUUGUUUCAAAUCGGCCACGUUGUUAUGAUAACAUUUCUGUUGAAAUAAAGCUUUCUCCAUGUCUUUUUAAAGUGAUGCUAUGAAUGCUGAAUGCAAUAAAUCUUCCUUCAUUGUUUUGUGAAAUUGACGCUGUAAGAAACCAAUCUUUUAGGUUUCGCUUGAAACUUUUCCAUCCAUGAAACGUGCCUCAAAUUUUGGGCGGAUAUGAUAGUCAGACCGAGAAAGAAGACGCCCGCUCGCGUAAACCGCGAGCAAACCGCGUUCAAACCGCAUGUAAACCACAUUUAGGACAGAAUCACGGUAGGCAAUAAUACAACGGAAAGUUCCUACCAUUGAAAUUCCCUGCAGAUAGUGAUAUGUGUACUCAGGCUAGCAGUUCAAACAUUAUAAUGGUCUCAUAAUUUUAUUUACAUCUGAAUAUUAAGGAAAUUUAAUUUUUUUCACGUGCGCAAUACAAAGAAAAUCCUAAGUUCGCCCGUAGCACGAGUCAAACCCAAGUGUUUCUUACAAAAUGUAUUUUUUGAUUAAAUUUAAAAUUAAGCGUGGUUUUAAUUUGAUUGAAACAAAAUUAAUUACUAUUCCUAAUGAGCUCAUCUAUAAAAGAUGACUCUUACGGGAGUGGAAUGAUUUUCCACGAUAGACAUUUGCACAAUAUAGUCGUUGGGAAAUGUAGUGAACUGUGUUGAUCACAGUCCCGCUUAACUUUACAGCCUUUCCAACGAGCGUCUGGGGCUGUUUUUGGUUACAGGCAAGGGUUUGUUAUGACAGCGAGUUACAGAAUUGAAAAGAAGCUCCAGUGAAUCUUAGCAUGGCGCAAACUGAUCAUGAAUUAAGGGUUUGUGUAUUGAUGAAAUAUUCGAAACUUGAAAAGAAUGGCAACAUUUGGUUUCGAAAUAACACAUGAAAGGUUUUGGAAACAGAGCGCUAAUACGUGUAAUUGACCUGUCCCGGCUAACCGUUUCCAGGUGAAUAUAAUUUCCGCGUUCAAUUCUUUGGAUCAAUAUUAGUAUCUGGGCAAAUGCCCACCUACCCCUCCCCCAACCCAACAUUAACCUUAAUUAACUUGUUGUCAAUUGACUGUUGUUGAGUUUGGGGAGGGGUGGGUGGACAAUUGCCCAGAUACUGAUAUUGAUCCAAUUCUUUUAACCCCCUUUUUGUCGGCAUGUUUUUCAUGUCUUAAAUUUCGAACUAGGAGUGAAACGAUGAUCAAAAGCUGAAUUCUUCCAUCUGCUUACUUUUAAUUGACUCAAAGUUGUUAGGAGAACUUAAAUCGUCGUGUUGGCCUCUUGCAUAAGACAUACAGAAGUGUUUUGAAUUUAGCUUGUUUGUUGAAGUUGUGCGCUGUAGGCCAUAUUUUGCAGAACUUGAAAAGGUUAUCACGUUAUCGCGGUGAGGAUUUUAGAACGCAGUCAAGUGCAAUUCGAUUUUAGCACUAUACUUUUAAGCACAUGAAUUUUACACAGUCAUACCAAAUAAACUUUGAUGUUGGUAUUUUACAGUAGGCUUAAUCCUUCGCUUUGAACCGACACCCCACUCCCCACUCCCCUCCCUCUUCCCAAAUGGGAGGGGGGGAGGGGGGAGGAGGAAAUAUUUGCUCGUUCUGUUCGAUGAUUUUGGGAUUCACUGCAUGCGUGCGCGAUGCUGUUGUAUGGUUUAACCAAAUUCAAAAUGGCUACUUCAUACAAAAUAUAAUAGUCUAAAACCAAGACAAAAUCUUUUAAAUACAUCAACGGACUUAAACUAAUAUGCAUGCAUGCUUCAACACGCUUCGUGUACCUGAUGUGUAAACUCAGACGUAAAAAUGCAUUAAAUUUUUUUUUUUAACGCACAUUAUAUAAACAAAUUAUUUUCUUUGCAAAUAUGAAACACCGAUAUAGAAUAACCAUUGUUUAAGUGAUAAGCGAACAGGAUUAAAAUAUAAGCUAUUUUCAAUGUUAUUAGAGGAUAAAAAAGGAGAAGGUUCUUUUGUUGUCUAUACGCUGUUCUAAGCGUGUGGUAAAAACACGUGAAGUAACACCAGAAAACAUAUGUUUAGAAGCUCACAGAAUUUCACCAGAUUUUCAAGAUUACCCCAGUUUCCUCUGAAAUUUGCUUUGCAGAGUUCUUUUUUCAGCACAGCUAGGAAAUUCAAUAUUAGAAGCUUUAUCGCCAUUCCUUCUUUGUCUGUAUAUCCGACCACCCAUUUCGACACCCCAAGUUAUUUAAGUUGUUUGCUAUGAAAGAGGCUUACAAUGUUGACAGGCUUAUAGAAACGUGCGGUAGAGCAAGUUUCCGUUCACGAUUAGAAGGUAGUUUGCGAUAACGUUAUCGGCUGUUAAAGUGCAAUCUAUAGAUAUGCAUAUACAUUUCUUUUUUGCUAACGAAAAUCCGGUCGGCUUUCAGCUCAUAGAAUCUGAAGAACAUUUGAAUCUUCAACUAUCCAGACAUUCUAUUCACAGCUCUUUCCAAGAUAAAUUUAGCGAAAAGUCAGGGUGGGCUGUUUCAGAUUUCUCUUGUGCGUCCACGUCCAAAGAUGAGAGCUGAUUUACAGCUUCUAGAAGUCUGGUGAGCGGUUGACGCUUAUGAAAACAAAUAUCUGAAAUUAGCUUAAAACCUUAAAAAAAAAUAAAAAUUCACACGGGAAAAAGGCAGAUCGAUGGAUAUUGAAGUGAAGAUAAGCUAAGGAGCUGAGCUUGGGAUAAAAUGACCAAAAGCGAAGCUAGGCGUCGGCAGAUAAGAGGGCUAACGUUAGCACGCUUAAAUUAGCACCAUCGGAUCAGUGGUCAGUGGCGAGUUAAGUGCGGAAAGUGUUGUAGCAUGAUGGAUGAUCCAUCAAAAAAUUAUAAACUUAUAGUUUUACUUUCAUAUUAACAUGUCAUCAGCGUUUAAAAUUUUUUCACUGCUUUUUUUCUACUCCCUAAUAUUCGUUUGGUGUGUUGUUAAUUUAGUUGGGAGAUUUGCAAUAUUGAUCAAUUUUACAGACUAAAAAUAGCGACUAAAUAGUGACUAUUUAUUGGUUAAAGAUUGAUAUAACUGUUUUUCGACGUUUUUCCUUCUGCUUGCAGUUAAUAACUCCGAAAUUUCCUGUCGUGGUGAAGGUUGGCCAUGCGAAUGGUGGAUAUGGCAAGGUAAGGAAGGUUUUUUUUUUUUUAAAGUGUUGUCAUAAUUCAUCAAACUUAGACAAACUAGACAAUUUUUCGUCAUCACGUAUUUCGCAAUCAAAGUCAUUUAACCACGUACCACCAGUCUGCGAGACUGUCUGUCUGCCAGACAAAUCCUUAAAUCUGUGGGCACCAGUCCUACGAGUGACAGAUCCUUUCCAGAUUAUGACGCCUCCAAAAAUAUCCCAAUGUUUUUUUAUUUGUUUUUUUUUAGAUUGUUUUGAUUGAAUAAUAAAUAUUUGGAAGUUAUGGAAUGGUCACUGGCGAAAGAAAGGAAGAGGUGGAGAUGGUUAACACCCUUUUUUCCAACCGUUACCGAAAUAAAAAAAUCAAACACUGUGGCUCAGCUAACCAUUCGAGAGUUUGUAACGCUGAUUAACGCUACCUCGGUAGACCCCAGACUCCUAUACAGUAGUCUGCUCUUUCCCCCCACCCCUGUGCCCACGUACCUUCCGUUGUGAUCGAUUUGCCACCAAUGAGAUACAAACCCCAGGCUGUGGAUACGACAUAAAUAUUGUCCGAUAUGGCCGGACUUUUUCGCUCAUCUUAUAAUGAAACCAGCUGAGUUCAUCAUAUUCCUGUUUAGGUUUGUGUUCACAACCACCGCAGCUUCCAGGAUAUCGCGAGUAUUGUAGCCUUGACGGAUACGUACGCCACAACUGAACCUUUUAUUGCAGGCAAAUGCGACGUUAGAAUUCAGAAAAUUGGUACCCACUACCGAGCUUUCAAGUAAGUCUUUUUGGUUUGUUGUUUAGCUGCUUUAUUUCAGCUAUUUCAAGUAUGACAAUGAUAUUUGUUUUGUACUGGAGCGUAAAGAAGUGCGGAGUAUUUGUCAAAUUCAACGGUAUUCGGACCAGCUGAAUAUUUCCCGCCAAAACUGCGCGCCGUUUUCGCUGUCUGCGUUACCAAGUCUUUGCCACCAGAGAAGCCGUGAGUCCUGGGAACGAGAUUAAUGUAGGUUUUGUUUUGCGUUGCGUUAUGUUAGGGCAAACGUGAAACAGUAAAAAUUGUACCUUACCGUCAACCGAUCGCAGCUGUUUGUGCACUAAGGUGAAAAUACUAGCACUGGGUGUGAAGAAAGGAAAUGCGUGACGAACAUUGGAUUUGAGGAAAAAAAAUCAGUAUCACCUGUGCUGAUUGCCGUUGCUUUAAACGACAGGUUUCAUUGGUAACUGAAAUUGAACUUGAGAGUACAAAUAGUACAUUAUGUAACGUUAACACUAUAUCACCACAGAUCAGCAGUUAACUCGUGUUUAUUUUAUAUUCUGCUUAAAGACGAACAUCCAUUUCGGACAAUUGGAAGACCAACACAGGGUCCGCUGUCCUUGAGGAAAUAGCUAUCACCGACAGGUAUAUUUUGUUAUGACCUUAUGUCAAUCUUGCUUUCUUGGGUAGUGUUGCUAUCCUUCGCCCUUCGAGCGUGAUUCUUUUUCCUGCCGCUCAAAAAAUCACCCCAGCUCACGCUCGCUGGUCAUUUUCUGACCUACGAUUAAGGUAGCGCGAUUUAAGCCUGGACUGAUGAACCUAUCUAACAUUUGUGAAAACUAGGAAAAGGCCCUACAGUUGGAGAAGAAAGAAGUUUUUUAAAUGAUCCUGUUUUCUCCCAAAAACUCUCGAUUUUAAUGGGGAGAGCACAGAAGACGAGGCCAGCUCAAAACUCUUCGGGAUGACCUUGGAGAUUUUCGUAACACGCUCGGACGUCGUUGGCAAUCAUCAUAUUCGUGCCCUAUGACUAGAAAGAAAUUUUGUGGAUAUACUUUCGAUCCAGGGCAGGGGCGUGUACCGGAGUAAACUCGUUUUGCGCCUCAGUCUUUGUCUGAAAGAUUUUCCUCUUUCAGACGUUUCUAAACGCAACAACAUGUACUGUUGCUCGCAAGGUUUUUCUACAAAAGUUUCUUAAUUUUCAUCUUUUUGCUGCAGGUAUAAGAAGUGGGUUGACGAAUGUAGUCAGCUGUUUGGAGGUGGCCUGGACAUUAUGUGUGUGGAGGUUAUUGUAGGAAAGGACAACAAGGACUAUAUCAUCGAGGUAACUUGAGAAAUUUGAAAAGCUGACGUUUCGAGCUCUAUGGAUUGUGGUUUGUAAGUGUGUUUCUGUCGAGGAGAAUGGGGUUGUCAGCUCUUGUGGUUAUUUUCUUCGUCUUGUCACGAGCACGAGACAUAAAAAUUAUAAGUCCCCAUGAUAAAUCGAAGCUUAGAUCUUUGGUUCUGCGCUCUGAUGCUCUGCCAUAGAGCAACAGAGAGUCUGCAGCUAGCUGGGCCAUUAUAAGGUACGAAUACAAAACACAUCCUGCAUCUUACCGCUAAAAUCAGCAGUGGUAAGUAAUGAUGCAGAAAGAAAUGGACCCAGUUUGCUGUUGAUAUCUAACUAAGUGCUUCACUUGCCCGCUGAUGCAGCACAGAAGUUCAUUAAAAAACUACUAUGAAUAACCGCGAUGAAAUCGAGUUUUUAUAAACAUCCUUCAUGUUACAGAAACCAGGAUAAUCUAAUGUGCUACGGAUUGAACACACUGCACUUGAUUCUUACUCUAUUGAAAUUUUCUGUAAGGUGAAUGACACCGCCAUGCGACUCUUCAGUGACACACAAGAUGAAGACCAGAGGAGGAUCGCUGACCUGGUAAUCGCGCGAAUGGAGAAGGAGUAUCCACCUACUCUAGAACCCAGAACCGCCACGGGCGCCGCGCUUACAGGUGCUUUUACAUCUUGUCUUUUAAUUAACGUACAACUUUAAUUAAUAGCAAAGUCGACUGGUCACACCCCCAACCGCGGAAAAUCUAAUGUAAAUCUAAGAAGAGGAAAAAAUACAAGGGUAGGAAACGUGCAGCAUAUGUUAAAAGGUGAAAGUCACAUAACCCGUGCUAAGAGCGGGAAAGUAUCAACAAGCUUUGUUCAACGCGGGACAACACGUAACCACUGCAAAUCACGACAUGUAGCUGACACGAAGUCUCGAACAAGUGGAAGGAAAUCGUGUAGGCCGUACGGAAGCGUGAGAAAACUCCUUAAGCGCGCAAGGCAUGAAAAAAUUUUUUUCAAGUGCGAAUGCUAUGCCCACCACUCAAAGCAUAAUAAAUCUAUUUUAAAAAUUGGUAAGGAUUAUUAAAAAGAAGUUGACUUCCCAGUUUGCUAGCGGUUUUCUUGUUGUGUCUCAAGAUGUGUCUGAGAGUAAUGACGAGUUUUUACUUGAAAUUUCUUGUACAUGUUAAUUCUUGCUUCUUUCUCCUUUGUUUAUUUUCCUCUGGAAUGACGUGACCCUUUUUGUGAAGUGAUUUAUCAUUAAUAUUUACUUGGGGUGCAAUUCUCAUCUUUUCUUUUCUUAUGUAGAGCGAAGUAAUUUGUUUAUUUAACAUUUUUACUUUUGCAUUCCUUCUUUUCUCUCUUCCUUUUACUUCCUGGCUCUCAGGCGAACGGGCAAGUGACGGUACCUGUAAGUAGCGGUGAGAAUCUUUUCCUUUCACUAAAUCUGUUCUAUUUCUCUUUCAAAACAUCUGCGCUGAUCAACUGAUUGUUGAACUAAAGAGUUUUUUAAAUGUAAAGUUGGUUGAUGGAAAUAUGGAAUCAGAUAUAUACUCAUAGCUAGCGAGUUUUAACAGCACCGUUAUUUUGGAAGUCACGUCAUACGCUUGCCAAUGUAGCUAAACUAUGUUGUCCCUUUGGAAUCCUUAUGAACGAGAUCGUUAGUUUAUGUGACGUCACAUAGUCCAACGUGUCGCUGAGUGGGACUCAAAAGCACCAAUAUGACUGACAUAUUUUAUUUUUCGGCUUUUUUUAUGCUUUUCCUUUAUUUUACAAAGAAAGAGAAUUGACUUUACCCAACUCUUUGUUCAAUUAAAAGGCAAUUUGUUCGAGCGGUAGAGCUUUCUAUUAAUCUUCGGUUGUCUUGAUUCUGUUAGAAGGGAAUGGAUGAUUCACAAGCAAUCGACUGUUAUUCUUUUGUUUCUCCUCCCUUCCUAUGCUAACAUCACUAUCAUUCACUUCUUGUUCACUUCCCUGACUGCUUCACUUACUUUUAGGAGGUUUUAGUUUGAUGAACGAGCUAAUACAUCAUGGAAAUGCUACAUUUCUUAUGAUUGUUGAGCUUUUUUCUUUUGGCAUCGUACAUGCAUGCGUAAACCGCAAAGACCACAAAACCAAAUGAUUUGUUUCAUUUGAUGUACUAAGAAUGUCGACGCACCUCGCAAGGACAAUUUUUUUCCCCUAAAAAGUCCUGGACAAGUAAAAAACGUUGUCCUUGUUUUCAUUCAAUUCCUAUAAUUUUGGCGAAAUUGCAUCAUUUAAAAUAUUGCCCCUCUACUUCAAGUACGUCUGAUCAUUUUAGCAACGUUUUAUCGUUAGAACUGUUUACCGUUACAAGAUUAUUGUAUACCAGAAGAGAAAGCUCGACCAAGAUCAAGAGUGGGGGACUUAAAAAAAAAGAGAGAGAAGCUUAUUUUUUGAUCUAUGAAGCAAGCUUGUUCAGUACAAGCUGUUUCAAAUAAUAAUUCAGUUCGGCUCGCACAUCCCAAAUUUGAAGAGGACUACGACGUCACUUUCUCUGUCGAUUCAGUCUCCUCUCGAUGCUACACAAUUGGAACACAAUCUGGUUAUGAUGAUUAGUCUUAAAAAUUAAAAUAACUUUUGGAAUAUAGGCGUAAUAAUUAGCGUGGUGUAUUUCGGCCCAAAAUCGAGUAAAAACAAGAAAAACAAGUGUUAAUCUCAGGGGUAGUUUUACUUUUUGCUUGGGAAUGAAUAGAUUUUUUUUAGUGAAAUUUUUUUCUGUUGCAGGUGCUUUUAAAGUUAUCGGGGGUCCCGGCGCGCCGAAAGUUUCAGAAGGGGCAACAAAGACGGAAAAAAAGAAAAAUGGACUGUUCAGUGGUUUUAUUGAUUAG
Messenger RNA from Pocillopora meandrina, 51028 nucleotides. NCBI's taxonomy places the organism in Eukaryota, Metazoa, Cnidaria, Anthozoa, Scleractinia, Pocilloporidae. The record is from the annotation of a GenBank genome assembly.